AUGCAGUCCCGGCAGAGCAGCUCCUUGCACUGCAACGUCACUGUUCCUCAGCCUCAGGUUCCUUGUCUGUAAAAUGGGAGCAUAGAGCAACACCUACCCCGCCUCUCGCUCUCUUUCGGUUGAAGCUAAACGAGAUUAGGGCUUUUUGUUGGCAGGUGGGGGGGUGGUGGCAAUGGACGACUGCUAGUACUCUUUUUCAGGGUCUUAUCCAGGAAAGGGGAAUUGAGAAUCAACGCAGCCAGAGAGGACAGAGACGGGCGAAACCAAUGGGAUUCACAGAGAAGAACGUUGGGAGAACUUGUAGCACUUGUAUAUAGAGAUAGAGAUGUUUGUGGCUGUCAAGGAAGUGGGAAGCUCAUCCCCCAAGUUGAAAGAGGGGCGGAAUUAUACUUCACCUUGGGGCGAUUCUGGAGCUGCUUUACGAGGCAAUGCCCUAGGCUUGGUCUAUAGGGUUGGACAGGCAAAAAGUCUGGGCAAGAUGACGAGCUGUGUGUUUCGUCUUCCUCCGACGGGCUCCCUGUGGUCUUACCACGCAGGUUCAGAGGGGGUCAAACAGCUCCCCCCUUUCCCACCUGCCACCCAAAGCUCAUUUACUCCAGAGUAGCCCCAUUCCAGAGGACUGCUCCAGAGGAAGCGAGGGAUGGGGUCGCCUGGAAAGGAAGUCUGGGGGGUUUUGUUUUUGUUUUGGCUCGCUCUGCUUUCUGAGGAGUCAGUCACAUAGGGGAAAGUGCCAUAUCGGAGCAUGGGCUCCACCUGGCUCAGUAGCGUCUACACGGACCGGCAGCGGCUCUCCAGGAUUUCAGGCGGGGCGUCUGGAAACGCUAGAAUGAACAUGGGACCUUUUCCGCGCAAGGCAGGCGCCCCACCGCGGAGCCACGUCCCUUCCCCAGAGCACAGCGCGAUCUGCGAGGCGGAGGGGUGGGUGGCUGGCUGUCAAAACCAAGGGAGCCUCCAGGUCGCUCCAGGUUUCCGAUGCUUCCCCGUCGGCGUGUCCUUCUGCCUGCUCUCGCCUCCUUUACCUCGAUGGCAGGACCUGGACAGCUCCCGCUUUGAAAGCCUCGCCCUGCGACGCCGAAAGCCUCCCAAGCGCGCAAACCACAAAAGAAAAGGGGGAGGGGUGGAGAAAUGGGGUGUGAGGGACGGGGGGGGUGGGGAGGAAGAAAAAGAAUCCAGGCAGCCAGUCAGAUUUUCCUUUAUAAAGCCUCAAAGUGUCCACGUCCUCAAAAAGAAUGGAACCAAUUUAGCAUCCCCAGCUCCUGCCUGCCUCCCUCCCAGCACCCCACCUCUUUCACCCCUCCUCCCUCCCCCUUGCGCCUUCCUCUUCUCUCCCUUCCUCGCUUCCAGAUCUCCCUCUCCCCGCCCCGUCUAACAGCAGCUCUGCCAAAACGGCGGGGACAGGUUGGGAAUGAGAAGAAGAAGAAAAGAAAAAGACGUCACGUGACGCAGGCCCGGGCUCCUCGCAGCCUGGCCCGCCCCUCCGCCGAGCACGGCGGGCUCUCCCAUUGGCUGCGGCGCGUUCUACGGCUCGGCCAGCGCGAGGAACCCCCUCGCCGUAUAAAUAGGGCCGUCGAGGGCUUUAUUAUUUUAGCAUCCCGGGCAGCAGGUUUCUGCUAAGUUUGGAGUUACUCGCCACCACGACUGUAUGCCUGCGUCCCUAAAGUUCUAGCUCACCACCGACCCGGGGACUCUGAAACACAAGGAGUCUGCAUGUCUAGACAGUAGACAUGCUCAGCUUUGUGGAUACACGGAUUUUGUUGCUGCUCGCAGUAACUUCAUGCCUAGCAACCAGUCAAUGUAAGUGCCUUCAGAUUGUUUGGAGCAGGGUUUGGUGGGGAGAGAGGGAUUUGGGCGGCGGCGGCGGAAUCCUCUCCUAACUUCGUCCUAAGGAAUGUUGCCCUGCCGUCGAAUGCUUCCUUUCUCCGGGAGCUGCAAGGACAAGUUUUCGUGCAGAUCUGGGUAUGCUCCAAAGCCCGAGAAACUGCUGCCCACUAUAACUCUACCCCCCCCCCCCCGGGAAGCCCCAUCCAGUUAGACUGAGUUUGGGGGGGAAUCGUAGUUUGCAUUGACUCCAGCUGGCAAAAGAGCUGUCUCUUAUUUCCAUAAGACGGAGUGAAGGGAUGAGAGUUCUUUAGAGCUUGCUUAAACUCGCCCCCUCCCAGCCCUCCUUGGCUCAUGUGGAGAGGUCCUGGCAAGAAGCCAAGCAGUCUUUUCUCCCACACACCCACGCACCUCUCUCUCCCCUUCCCCAUACUCCGCCCGCCCCCCCAUUUUAAGAGAAAAGCAAAAUUGGGGUUGGAGAAGCAAUGCAUGACAAUGAUAAAUCCAGAACUCCUAAAUUUAUCAGCAUCGCCUCCUUGGAGAACUUCUAGUGGUUUGGGGCUGGGGACGAGUUAUUGUCCCGAUUUAUCAAGGGAUUUCAGAAAACAACAGAUUCCCCCAAAGUCUUUGAGAACAGUCGCUUUUUAGGGCGUUGUACACGAGCUUUGUGCAGCGUUUUACGGAUGCUCAUAAUGCGCCCUCUAGAGGGAAGGAGGCGGUAGCGCAGAGGACCCGACGUGGAGCGUGUGGAGUCCAGAUAGACCACCAAGCGCUUGAUAUAUAUGAGACAAUUUAGUUACUCCUGAAUUACACGCAAGGAGAGAGAGGGCAGAAAUUCUGUCGCGAUUUGCUCAAGAAUGUUUUGCUCUUAUUAAUUCCGGGAAGGGAAGGAGACACGCUUUUAGAAAACUACAGCAAACCAGGAAAAGUGUACGAUUCCUGACCUUUUUGUUUGAGAAACAAAUAUGACGAAAUGGAUAUUCCAGACAUCCUCCAAACAUACCCUUUUUAAAAAGCUCUAGCGACCUCUUCUGGUAGAUGAGAAGUAGAAAGUUUCUCCCCAGAAAAUUCAUCUAUUUUUAUGAUUUCCACACUUGUCAGGUAAUUCACGUAAAUUCUAUUACCUUAGAUUAUCUGUAGGCCCCCAUGUGAAUAAUGUUAAAUAGUGAAACUUGGCACAGACAGCUGUUGCCAGGUUAGUCCCAUCAAAUAGAUAUUUAUUGCAUUGGUACCCCAAUGUAAGAUCAGAGUGGUGUUUUACCCUCACAAGAACCCUGUGAGGUAGGCUCAGCUGAGAGGUGGCCCUUUCCCCAAGGCCACAAUUUGUUUCACAACCUGAGUGUGGAUUUAAACUUGGGCUUUCUAUACCCUAGCCAGACUUGCUAACAAGUGCACCACACUAGUGAUGAUCGUUUGGCAUAGAGCAGGCAAUCUUUAGCUUUAUAUCUGACUGACAAAAAGAGUUCUGCUUAACUCAGAACUUUUCAUGCUGCACAAAUGGAAAGUGUCCAGCCCAAGCAUCACUACCAUACCAGUUCUCUGUGGUUUAAAUAUGUGCAAGGUACAGCCUUCACACUGGCUCGUGCCGCACAUCCAUGCAUCAGAAACGCCUGUGGUCCUUUGUACAUUGCAUAUGGCAAGUGCUGUCCUAUAACAGAAGCAUUGGCCCUGCUGCCCAAUACAUAACUGGAUUCAAUGGAACAAGUUGGCAGCCAGGGGUCCUCCUAGGGUUAUUGCAAUUAAUGACUGAGCAUUCGCCAAAAUUAAUUUAGGAACACAGCUGUCUUUACAGUUGCGUUCAACUCUUUACCAAUCCUACAACUGCGACUAGAGCCUCUCCCUUUAGUGGCAGUGAGAGAGAACGGGUUCCCCAACCCAGUUAACAUUUAGAGAUACUCUCCCAAAAUAUAGAUCUCCACAGCUAAUCCAUCAAUAAGCCCACCUAGCAAGUUCCAUUUACAAGUUCCAGUACCAUGUCAAAAAGAAUGUCUAACUUUAUUCCAUCACCUUAUAGGAACCAUUAUCGAAAUGCUUUUGAUAAUUACAAAAUUAGUCAUUUCCACCCUAAUCCAGUUUCCUAUCAGAAUCCCCAUUCAUAUCAGUAUCAACUUUGUUAUUCUGUACCGAUGUUACUCUUAAAAUGUUUAAACAAUGAUUAUUUCCUUGAGAUAUUAAGAAGAGAUAGUCAAGGUUUCUCAUCCAACCAAUGGUCUAAGAUAUACAUUUAGAGCUGCCAUCCUAAACAUUGUGUUUAUUGAACACAAUUGGACUUGACCUCCAGAGAAUAGCAUAGUGCGCUCUAUGCUGUAGAUUUUCACUCCUUAAGCAAACUUUUGCAUUUAGCUACUCUGAUCAUGGAACAAUUCUCUCUGGGUGAGCAGCUUUUCCAAAUUGCCACUCAAAAUUCCUCCAUGGCACAUGAAUGCAUAUGUGCAGACUGAUUGAUACCGUUUCCUCCCCAUUUUUGUACUAAUCUGUAAGUAAAGCUUCUGGAGGCUCUGACUUGCAGAGAGGAGGUACAUAGCCGUGACUCCUUUUUUGCUCUGCUGCUCAGACAGAACAUUUCUCCUCCUCCUCCUGUAAUAUGCAGCAUUCCAGAUGCAACUCACAGCAAGCAGGGGAGCAGGAACUAAUGGAGCAUAAUUCCCUGUGCCCUUAGAGCAAGGGUGGGGAGGCUGUGGUCCUCCAGAUGGUUGUUGGACUGCAAAGUACAUCAUUCCCCUGAUCAUUGGCCGUGCUGGCCGGAGCUGAUGGGAGUUGGAGUCCACCAGUAUCUGAAGGGCCCACAGGUUCCCCAUCUCUGUCUCGGAGUGACAGGCUUUGCUCUUUGUGCUCCAUUGGCAGGAAGGAAAUGCUUAACAGGACAAUUGUUCAUUUGUUUUUAAAAUAAGAAUGUCCAAUGCACAAAAUGUGGGCUAUGUUAGAAAACUGUAAUAAAAGUUACAGUACUAUUCCUAGGAUUCCCAAAGCUGCUUUUGGUAUGCCCUCCCCACCCCCAGUGGAAUUUUUGAUCUUUUCUUGGAACAGCAGGCCCCUCCCACAAGCCACACCACAACGCACAUGGAGGGUUGCUAUUUGAGAAACCCAAGUUGUGCGCUCUCGCUCUCUCGGCAUAACCUGCCUCAUAGGGUUGUUGUAAAAUUGGAGGGGGAAACCCUGUAUGCUUCCUAGAGCUCCUUGGAGGAAAGAUGGGACAUAAAUGUAAUAAUAAUAAUAAUACAUACAAUAAUGAAAGGCCGAAUUCCCCUUGGGUAUACAGACCUAAGUAGCUUGGCUUUGUCAGAUCCUGGGAUUCCACCCGUUAAGCUAUUUUGAAGUAUGGCUAUUUCCCGGCUUAAAGUUUAGCAGAAUAACAGUGCCAUCCCAGACAUGCCUUCUCAGAACCGAAUCUCAAUCAGCACAGUGGGGCUUACUCUUUGGUAUGUGGGUUUAGGACUGUAGCCUAAAUAGCGUGAAAGAGAGGGUUGGGGGGGUUGCUAACUUAACUUCUGAAUUCCAGAAAAUCCUAUACAAAUCUUCAGCAUAAUCCUGUUCAAGGAAUUCCCAUAAUCUGAAACGAUGUGAAGGAAUAGUGGGUCCUAAGUUUAGGUUAAUGUUAUUUACAAGAAUAUGGACGACCUCGGCUUGAAUCAUCUCAAGUUCAAAAGCUCAACUCACUGUUUUGGGCUUUCUAUAGCACCUGCACACUUUCAAAAGCUGCCGUUGCAAACAUUUUCAAGGGGAAAUGUUGUGUGGUCCACGGAGCCUCUUACAUCAGCAGAAAGCACAUUUGUGCGUGCUUGGGGGGUUUUGUCUGUUUCCCUUUAUCUCACAUCCUACGAGAUCUUGCUCUGCAGGAGGCCCUCUCCUUCUGGGGUCACAUUUCUUUGGUGUGUGUAACAGACAUCAGUGGGGGCAAGAAAAAUCCCCAUGGCACAUUGAGCGUUUCACCCGUGGCCCUGUAGAACCAAGUUCUGAUUCUUAUAAAAGCCUUGGGCUCAGAAAAAAGCCUUUCCAAGUUGGACAGGCCCUCCUUCUGUCAGAGAUGUGUUGCAGCAAUCAGAAUGUCAUCCACUUUAAAAAAUGUCGUUUCAUGUUUACAUUUCCUGCCAUUCGUCUUUGAAAUCACAACUAUCGUACUUUUCCGUGUAUAAGACUAGGUUUUUUAAAUUAAAAAAUGAUGUUCAGAAUUGUGGGUUGUCUUAUACACGGAUACAAUCUCCCCCCAUUUUCUCAAUUUGGAAUCCCCAAAAAUUGGGGGCCCCUUUUUUACAUGGGGGCAUCUUAUACAUGGAAAAAUACAGUACAUUGUUUCACAUGCAGACUGUUUUGAAUCUUAAACAUUAACCAAUUUUUUUGUUGUUUUUCUGUUUCCCCCUCCAGAUGUAAAUGAGGUCAGUAUCAUUCCUUUCAAAAUAAAAUGGACAAGAGUGGGCUAUUUUAUUAUCUCCCUACCUCCACCCCCCUGAAUGGCCACUUACUAACUGCAGCUGCCAAGAAUUGCAUGGGCAAUACCACUGCAGAUUAGCAUCAUUAGGAAUGCCCAGAUUUGUGCCCACCCCUAGUUUCCUAAUGGGCCGUCCUUCUUGUUAAAAGGCUACCUUCAUAGGUGAAUGUAAGAUUAAGAGGAUAUUGCACAGUAGCCAGAAGGGUCUUGCAUGCACAGCUAUUCUGGAGAUUCAUAAGUCUAUUUUAAAGCCAGAGAACUGUUAAAGACAUCUUAGCACCCGUAAAGCAUGAAUGAAUUCAGGUAUGACUUUUUAAUAUUGUGCUUGCAUGAUGUAGCAAAUACUAACUUGUAUAACUCUUUCCCUACCCUCCACCGCUUGUUUAAUUUGCUCUGCCUUAACUUGGCUGAGUCUAGUACUUACCGUGAAAUAUUGCUAACGUUAGAUUUCUUCUAACUUCAUAUUCAUUCCUUUCUAGGAAACGGAAGGACGGAGGGUAAGCACAUUUUAAGGGAUUUUCUUAAGAAUUACGGAGCUGUACUCUGUUCCUGGGUAUCUGCUACAGUUUUAAAGAACCCAGAAAUGCUGAAAAUAGGAUUUUUGAAAGGCUGCAAUUUAAUACCUCAUUUCGUGGUAGAAAGGCCUUUAGAAGUUAGUGGGGCUUACUAAGCAGAGGUCCUUUUUACUGUCAGGAAAAUCCAAAGUGAAAACCUGAACUUCGGAGUAAAUGCUAUUAAUUUCAGGUGAAUUUGCUUUUGAACACAACUGAGAUGCUUAGUAGUACACUGGCAGUUUUUCUUUUAUACCUCUAUUUGGAUGCUAAUUGCACUAAAUUCCCUGGGGCUUACUCCAAAGUAACUGUGAACCUUAGGUGAAAAUCCAAUUAAGUUUUAUUCAGAGUAGUCUCCUAGAAAUGAAUGGACCUAAAUUAGUAGCUUCCAUUAAUUUCUGCAGGCCUACUCAAGAGUAGGACUUGGAUACAGCUCAGUAAAUUUAACUGAAUUUUUGCGGCUUUAGAUGCUGUGUUUAGGAUUUAUGUGUAAGUGGGUUGAAGCCAUAAUUUUAUCAGCAUGAAAGCUGAUCUGGUAUGCACAGGAAAAAUAGCCUUCUUGAGACUCUCUGAUUUUAUGGAUGUCAGAUCAUGUUGCAGAUUACUAAAUAUUUGUGAGGAAACGCGUUUGGUUUGGAGAUUAGCAGCACAAUCCUACUCAGGCAUAAACUCCAUUUGGAUUUCCUCUGAGGAAAGUUGGAAUAGGAUUGCAGCUCAAAUGUGAAAAUAAAUGAAUGCUUGUCACUUAAUGAAGAACUAAUUGAUAGUACAUUUUUAUUUAUGCAUAUUUGUCCUCUUGGUUUUCAUUGAAAGCAAGAGUGUGUUCAAUCUCUGAAUUCCUUUCAGUUCUACCUAUGCUCUAGUUUUGCUUUUUUCAUCAGCAGACAGUUCUUUUUAACACCAUAGCUUUCUGCACGUAAAACGAUUGCUUGAAACACUCAUUUACAUUUUUGUUGAUGUUGUUCUUUUUCAGGGGCCCAGAGGAGAAAAAGGGCCACGAGGAGAUAGGGUAAAGAACCAUGAUUAUGUUCAUUUUGCUUGUUAUGUCUAAAUCAUGCCCUGGUGAAUAAGGAAGAGCAUGGUCCAAAGCGAAAAACCUGUGGUACCACCCCCCACCAACCCUUGUUCAGAGUUAUGACUAUUUUUGUGUGCAUCUUCUGAGAAAAUUCAUAUAAAUGAGGCUGCACUGUGUACAACUGAACACAUCUAUUUGGGGGGAAAGUGCUAUGGGCACUAUUUGGAAAGGGUCAGGAGGGCUGUGUGGCUUUAGGUAAGGCCAGAAUUUGGACAGAGUGUUACUGAAUGCCUCAAAAGGUCUAUUGCAAAGGGCUGAAGUGGUUAUUAUUCCCAUUGAAGUGUCUUAAGACUGAUUUGCAGGUAAUAGCUUUUCAAAAAAAAGCAAUCAUAAAACCACAGUAUGAUUAGCAAAGGCUCAUGGCUCUGGAAUUCCUAUGUGAAUAAAUAACAUCCACCAGCAAAAUCACUUGAGUCAGAACCUUAUAAAAUCAAGAAUGGAAAUUGAGGUCACAAUCCUGAGCUCCUAUGCUUAUUCCCCUGCCCGCUGCUUGUGCAUUGAUGCAAGCACAUUGUCCGACACAGCAGUGCUGUUUUUCCUCUCCGAUUCCCUCACAAGGAUCUCUCUGAAGAACCAUUUGACUCAUUCAUUGCACAGGUGAUGCGACCUGAUUUCCCCUCCCUGUAAUAUUGGGUGCAAUGCUUCUUCAGGGUUCAGAGGAAGGAAGAGGGGGAAAGCAGGUUGUGUUCAGAGAUUGAUCCGUUGGGUUGGAAUUGCCUGUGGGAUUUCUGACACAGAGGUCAAGGAAUGUGCAUGGCUGAGGCCUCAGAGGUGCAGUUGCUCAGUAACCAGAGUCCACUUUACGUGUGUGUGUGUGUGCGCGCACGCGCGCAGGUGUAGCAGAUGAAGUUGACAAUGUGUCAGGGAGCCAGAGUUGAUCCUAUUACUCCCACCCACCCCGCCCAGUGAACAAAUUAAUUGGAAAACAUGUGUUUGCUACCUUGAAAAAUGUGAAGCACUAUGAGGGCAAUUUGGUAAUAUAUUACUUAUUGCUUGUGCAAUUAAGUAGCUUUAGAUUCUGGAUUUAAUAGUCUUACAGGGAGGAGGGGCUCCCCAAAGUGUCUUGCUUCUUUCACUUAAAAAUGUGCUGCUUGACCCCUAAUAUGUCAGGGAAGGUGGUCCUUCUCUUCUGAGUGGGGCCCUGGAUUUUUGCCCUCAAAGUCUUUCCCUGACAGCAUCCCUGCCAAAAAUUGGGCCUCCAAGAAUUGCUUCAAGAUUUGUUCUUCCCUCGGUAGUAGCUUAGAAUGAAGUAACGGUUGCUGUUCAAUAUUUAGCAUGUUUAAACCCAAACAAUUUGUGACCCACCAUGCCGAUCACAGUAUUGUGUUAUUAAGGAGCUCCCAGGUGCCUGACAAGAGCUCCCUCCUUCCUAAGUUUUGAAGGCCUAGCUUAGGUAGCCAAAACCUGGUAGUUGCCAUAAACAGCUUGUGUGCUGGAUUUGACUUGGUGGUUGGAGGCCUAAUUUAGGACUAACAGUGUGCUAAGGAACCAAGCCUUUAGCCUGAAAUCGUCUGUGCUGUGUGAGAUGCACCCCAGCUUGUUUGAAAAUGGUCACUGCAGAUAUGGCUACAUUCUGAGUUGUUCAGAAUAUUUCAUGCUUUAAGUUAUUAAGACAUGAAGAUUCCUUUACUAUUGUGUCGGAGGCCACCUUGAAUCCAAGAGUCUGUAGAUGGAUACUUGAUAAAGAAGUAUCUGCCAUACAUCAUGAAAUAUCUGAUGACUCAGAACCAGUUUAGGAAAGAUUCUGACUUUGAGUCCAUCCCAGUCUAGCCUCUUGUUACUAGAAUAGAUGUUGGGUCAUCUGAUUAACAUGUGAGCCACAAUUAUUAUUAUUUAAAUCACAUCAGUGAUAUUUGGAAUGCUUGUUGUUAUUUGGAAUAAUACCCUUAGACUCUGAAUAGGCUUAGUAAAAAUUGACCUUUUUAUCCACAGCUAAACACAGAAUUUGCAGUGUUUUGAUUAGCACAGAAUUGAUAAGUGCAAUCUUUGGCAGUUGUAGCAAAAUGGGAUGGUUGAAAAACCAUGAAACAGAGAGUGCAUUGAGUUAUAAUGCUUUGAUAUGUUUCUUUUCAUUCAACUAAUAUAGUCUGGAACUAUAUUACUCAACUAAUGGGAAUUAGCAUGACUGUUUGUUCUGCUGAGAUUUAUACCAUUUAAGAACAUCAGUCUCAGAGUUAAGGCUUGUGCAAACAAAUUUGUCUCCAUUCUUAUAUAUGAAAAUCAUUGUGAUUAUUGUCUUUGCAAACACACUUGCUCAACCAAAUGGGGCACAAGCAACAGUUAAGUGAAAUCAGGAAAGUAAUUAACUUGUUUGGACCUCUCCAAAGCCAAACAGCAGAUAACAUGGAGUUAGAACAUGUACUCAUUUAAAGGCAGUUAAAAGGUUACUACGAUAUAAUUAUCCUAGCAUGGCAAGGUCUUCCCUAGCACAAUCUUUGUAUGAUAGCUCACAAGGAACAACCUUCUCUAACAAUGUGUGGCUAGAAUCCUUAUCAAGCCUCAAAUCAAUGCAUUAUUGAAGUUUUUAAAGACAUUAAAAAAUGUGAAUGGAUGGUAUUCUGCUAAUUUUUUCUCAGAGUAGAUCCAUUGAAAUUAAUGGACCUAACUUAUAUCCAUUAAUUUUAAUGGACCUCUUUUUGAGUAAAACUUAAUUGACUGUCACCCAGUAAGUCCUAGCAUUAAUAUGCCAACAAAAUGUUAAGGUGCUCAGCCUUUUCCACAUGUUAUGCCCAUGAUGAGAAAGCUGUGGCUCUCCAGAUGUUGCUGGACUCCCAACUCCCAUCAACUCCAGCCUUCAUGGCCAAUGGUCAGCCAUGAUGGGAUUUAUUAUCCCUCAACACAACAAGCAAUAAAACUGCUUUAACGUUUGCAAAGCUAAGCAGGGUCUGGUAUGGUUUCAAACUGGAUGGGAGACUGCUUGUUGAGAUUCCUGCAUUGCAGGGGAUUAGACUGGGUGACCCUCAGGGUACCUUCCAACACUAUGAUUCUAACAUCUGGAGAGCUUCAGGUUCCUCAUUCCUAUGUUAAGGCUGCAAUUCUAUUCUCUCCUGCCUGCAAAUAUGAAUAUACGUACAUGCAUAGGAUCACACAACUAAAUCUUCUAGUUGUCUGAAAGCAACAGUGACACAUUUAAGUGGUAAAGUACAGAAACACCAGCUGUUUCGAUUGUGCAGACUCAUAUAUUUGUACUUUAAAUGAUGUCACUGCUUUGAAAUCUUCAGUAGCUAUUUAUAUAUUUUUAUAACUUAACGUUGUGCAUUUUUCCCCAUAGGGUCCAGCAGGUCCACCAGGCAGAGAUGGUGAAGAUGGUCCACCAGGCCCCCCAGGCCCCCCUGGUCCUCCUGGUCUUGGCGGAGUAAGGCAUCCAAUGUUUUAUUUUACUGAAGUUGAUUGGUGAUGUCUUGAAGCAUCAUAAAAGGCCUGUCACGUCAAAGGCAGGGACCAUUAUCUUUAGCUGUAUCUUCUCAGGCAUGUAUAGAAAUAUUGUUGAGAUCCAUAGGUAGGAACAUCCUUGAAGAUACAUAAACAUUUACGGAAGGAAGGAACUUUUUCCAUUUUACUUUGAUUCCUUCUGUCUCCCUUCACUCAACCUCUUAUUUGUGAUGUUGCUGUUGUUUAAAAAACAAGCACGAAGGACUUGAGAUGUAGGAAUGCAAAUUUGUUACCCUGCAUUCAUUUUCAUUUUGGAUUAGCGUAUAUUAUUUAAAUUCUGAUCAAGCUCUUCUUUAUUAGCUUUCCUCUUUAACUCCUACAGAACUUUGCUGCUCAAUAUGACGUGUCCAAAGCAGCUGAUCCUGGUCCCGGACCCAUGGUAAGCAAAUGCGUCCUUUCUCGCACAGGUACAUGCACAAAUUCAAAUUGUGCUAGUGUGUCUUGCCACUGAUGGCGACAGAGAAUCCCCAAGGAACAGCCUGCUGACAGAAAUCUGCCCACAUUGUGUCUCUGCUAUGUAACUGACCUGCAGACCAUAUAGCAGCAUUAUACGGCCCACUGUACCUCCCAGCCCAGGCAUCUAGCAUUGUCAUCCCUUGCAAGCCAUGCGUGUUCAGAAAAUGCAUGGGACCCCACUAUUCCUGCAUCCAGUGUGCUUCUUGAAUGGAGAAAGCCCAUACUGGGGAAGAGUUUUGCACCCUACCCAGGUCACUUCCAAGGAAGGUAGGUCAGCUAUCCAGUGUUCCUUUGGUUCCAACAUAGAUUCUGAUAGAAUCCAGUGACUGGAGCCAGGAGACCACUACAUUGCUGGCCUUCUCAUGAGACAUGAGCUGGAAGGGGAGAAACUCCUAUCCACCCAUGCAGCUCUGUCCCAACAUGGGCUGCCAGAUGUAAUGCGUUGUGAUAGGUGCUGGGCUUGGCCACUUAAUUUCUUCACCUGUGAUUCUUGCCCACCUGGCAAGACAGCCUAGAGUCAUCAGCACUAACAAGCCCAGUGAAUUGGAAGUUGGCCCAUUGAACUUGGUUCCCAUGAAAGGAGUUUAGCGCCUGAUUAGAAGCUCACCUCAUUGAUUUGAUUUUGAUGGCAUUUAUGUCCAAGGGAAAAAUACUGCAGUCAGGUUUGCUGAAUUAAUGAUCGUCAAAAAUGGUCAAGUCGUCUCAUGCUCUGUGGUUAUAACAGUUUUUAACAAAACAAAAACCAUCACCUGCACAGUUAGGAGCCAUGCUUUGCAACACGUCAGCUAUAAUACAAACAACAGGUUAAAUCGCCAAAAUAUGCAUGAUGUUUUGUAACUUGUGCUUCAGUGCCAGCUUCCCCAUCCCCUCCAAAAAACAUGGACAGCAAGGAGAAGGGGGAGGGACCUGGUCUGAAUUGGGACCUUGGCAUGUGGCAUGUGUGUAGGGUUUUUGGUUUUUUUUAGAUGUGGUCCUGAUCUGGAUUGGGACCCCGACACUUGCAAUUUGCAUGAAGAUAAAAACUACCAUUGAAGUGAAUGGGAGAUUUCCCCCGGCAAUGCAAGCUGCAGGUGUGGUUUCCUGAUUCAGACUGGGACCCAUUGUGUGGGGCAAACUUUUAAAGCCCCUACUGUCCUCCACACACACAUUUGGGUGCCCAUCCAGAGUGAAUCCUGUGCCCUGGCAGUUUGCACUCAAGGGCAAGCUAUGCAUUAAACAUUGUGUGUAGUUUGGCUCUAAUAUAUUUCCUAGAAAGUAAGCUCCACUGAACAUAGUGGGAUUUUUUUUUUUUAAUUCUGGCAUGGCUUUUGGGGCACGCUGUUCUCCCAAAGUGGAUUUUAAAACUUAUAAAGAUGCAACAAUUUUAAAACUUAUAAAGAUACUGUUAAAUAAAAAUAAUUAAAAAUAAUUAAAGUUAAAAGCCAUCAGCUGCUAAACAGUUUCAGCAUAGCACAUUCAUCAAACCCAGGCUGACGGGAACAUGCCUUCUUUAAAAACAGAAGGGACAAGGGACCAGUUCUGCCCUGGGAAGGAAUAGGCCUGCCACUAAGAAGGCCCUGCCAACUGAAAGUAGACUAAGAACUUGUUUCCAAGGGUAAAGAUGCAUGGGAUUGCCCAGACAGAAUUAGAUUUAUUUCCAAAUGGAUGUGUUUCGGAAUAUAUAAAACGUGAACUGAGUAUGGUAUUAAAAAAAAAAUAGUCAUGAAGGAACUUGGUUUCACAACAAAUAAAAAAAAAUUAAAAGGCCCAGAAUGAACUGUCAUCAUCCAUUUGCAUCGAAAUGCUAAUAUAUACACAGUAUUUUUGUAUUUAGUACCUGAAUUCCUGGAAACCGUAGACCACUUCAGAUGUUCUCUCGAAGCCUUGACAAGGCAUGAAGAGUAUUCUUCCAUUCCUCAUGCUCCCAGGUCUGGUCUGAGGAGAGAUUAUUUAUACAGCUUGCAUGGAGAGAUGCUCAUUCUGUCCCUUCUUUAGGCCAAUAUGUGUCUCUCCCCCCCCCUCAAGAAGGAAGGGGAGAGGAAAUGCAAGGGGCUGAUGGUUCCUCUCAUCACUUCCAGAGAAUGCUGAAGUUGUCCAGAGUGCCAUUUCUGAUAUUUCCUUUCUCAUGUUAGAAAGAGAGAGGAAAUUGUGUUGUUGUUUUUUACACAUGCACACCGAUAAAUAUAACAUAUAAACAUAAGGUUGCAACAUGGCGGAAACAAAUGGGGCAACUUCUUUUAAGAAGUCACAAAGGUCAAACCUGACUCAGAAAUAGGUGGACUGUGAAAAAGGUCCCAGGAGCAUUGUAGGACAGGGCUGGUUCCAGAGGCUGGUAAAACUGGUUGGACAGUGCCUCAAGACCAACUGUUCAAACAGUUCUGCCAUUUCCGCUUUGUGCAGUCUAGGAAUAUUAGGCACAAUUGAAAAAAAUCUCAGUGUGCAUUUGCCACCUCUUUCCACAUAAGGGAGUCUCCAUUGAGGGUAUUUUCCUUCAGGGCCCUAAACCUCCAGAGACAGUACUGCCACAAGACAUAAUGCCUCAGGGCAGGUUGACCAGUUACUUGGAACCAUGUGGUAGCCACAUCUGAGUUUACCAUGUGGCACCUAUAAUCGUCUAGUGUGUAACUUGGCCCACUAUUCCCCUCCCUCUGCUGCCUCCCCACAUUGUUGUGGUUGCCAUGUGGUGAGCCUCCACGAAGGUACCUCAUAGCUUCUAGUCUUCUCAAUUCACCCUCAUACUUGUUUAUGAUUCUUCCAGCUUCCCAAGGGUGGCAGCCCUCACAUUUUUUUGUCUCCUUCCGUAUAUGCAGCAACAGCAUGUAUGAGGGGUCAGAGUAGCAACAGGACUGUGCUUGCCAGGACGGGGCAAGAUGGCGGCGAGCUCAGCAGAGCUCUGAAUUGGUGGCGACAACACAAGUUUGCGUGCACCUGUGGAGUCACCACCGCCGCCGCCCAGCCAGAGCUGCCCUGACCUCUCUGCCAUUUUGUCCUUUCACAAUCCAAGCAAGCACAGCACUGUUGCCACUCUGCCCCAUCCUUACUGGGCAGCUUUGCCAGGAGGGCGCAGCUGCCAAUCCACCCCCACCCCUCAUGUGCCACUGCCGUACACAUAUUUUUACUGCUGAGAAGUCACCUCCUCCAGCCAAGAGCACAUAAGCCAGCACAUCAAUACCACCAGCAUGCAUUGUAGCUCUCACUCCUCACCCUUCUGUUGCAUGCUGGGAGAAUGCCAAUCCUGCUCUACAGCAGGGUCGGGCAACCUGUGGCCUUCCAGAUGUUAUUGGACUACAGCUACAGCUCCUUCACCGUUAGCCAUGCUGUUUGGGGCUGAUGUGAGUCCAACAACAUCUAGAGGGCCACAGUUUGCUUCCCUCCUGCUGUAUGGUAUGAGCACAGUGCCCAAUGUUUGGCAGAAUUUGGAAUGGUACAGCCAUGCAGCUGGUUCCAAGACCCCUUUCCUGAAGUUAUCUUCCACUGUUUGCAGAGCAGUGGAAGAAAUGGGAAAGAACAAUGUUUUAGAGACACUUAUAGCGAGUUGCAGUAUCCUUCAAUGAUAAGCCUAGAGAGAAAUGCUUAGAGAAAAUUAAAAAGUAUAUUGAAGCUAAUGGUGGCUAUUAAGAGGGCAGUGGUCAUAUAUUAUGGACAACAUACGAGUAAUUUUAUGUUCAGGUGCUUUGAUGUUCUCCUGCAUAGUCCUGGACCCAUUCUCCCAUUCCAAUGAUUCUUCUGAUUUAAAGCUCCAUGUAAUCUCUUGAUCCCUGAUCUUGUGGCAUCUUGUUGCUAUGAGAACUUCAAGGUCCACAAGGUCUUUUUUGAUCACUUAAAUGGGGAGGGCUGCUCUGCUCUGCUCUACACAUGCAGAGGUGCUUCAACCAUCAAAGUGAUAAAGAAAAGCCUAACCUUGCAGAAAACAUUUAAACAUCCAUAUUGAGAAGAGAUCGUCAAACCAUUAUCCAUCAGCUUGUGCCACCUGUGCUUAAGGAAUAGCCACUGAUUUUUCUCUGAACAUAUUUUUGUGCAAGUGGUGGGAAGAUCAUUGGCAGACACCUGCUUGGAGUCCUUCCUAGACAACAGGGAUCUGCUUGAAAUUAUUGUAGAGUAAGCGGUUUGAUCAUUGAGGCUAAUUAAAACCAGUCUUGGAAGAAAACAAAGGUUGGCAGCUCCUCUUCCUGCUCCAUUUAUUUGCAGCUAGGACUAUGGGCGUAUUUAGGGACUCAGACAUUUCCUCUAUAUUCUUAUUCAUAAAGAUCAAUCUGGUGAGAAUGCAGUUCAAGGGGGAAUGAUCUGACACAGUGACAUUUUGAAAACCCAUCUGGGCCAGUUGCCAGGACUUAGUGUCAAAAGCAGCCAUUUGGGCUAGUUGUCAAAAUCUUUUGGGUGAUGAUGGGAAAUGCACCAAUGUGUGAUUCCUCUAUAGAUGUCCUCCUAAGGCUCCGCACAGCUGGAGGUGGGAAAACCACAAGAAACAGGAGCAGGUGGGUGGCAUCAGGAGCUUUGAGCACCACCCACCUCUUUGCAUGACUGCUCUGCCACAUGCUGGAAUGGAAGGGCAGGUCAGCCUACCAGGCCUGUUCCAUGGGGGAGUUAUCACUAUUAUUAUUUUUUAAGUAUAUGCCAUCUGAUUUCCAAAGAGAUUCAUUAGAAUUCCAGACAUCACCACAGUGUGUGUGUGUGUGUGUGUGUGUGUGUGUGUGUGUUACAAUUCACUCCCCAUCACAAGAUCAAAGUAUUGACAUUAGGAAAACCCCAAACCACAAUAAAUUACAAAACGGCCAUCAGACCCAAACAUCAAAGGGAAGCCAGGUAUGUUAUUUGAAUCUCUAAAUAUCUUGGAAUCCACCAGAAUCCACCUCCCUGCCUCUGAAUCUGAUGCAGCUCAGGUUCCACAAUUUCUAAAAUCAAAGACUGACAAUCCUAAAAUAAAAGUUAAAUAUAGUUUAAAAAAUGAAUAAACAUGUAAAAGCAGGCAAAUAUAAUAAAGCAGUAGAUGAAUAAUUUUUGUCUGAGACAUUUCAGGUAAGCUAAAGCACAAAUUUUAAUUCUUUUCCUUCUUUGAAUAGGAGUCUGUUCUUAUGUACUAUAUUAGCCUUCCCACAUCUGCUGGUGCCCUCCAUAUCUUUUGGACCACAACUCCCAUCAUCCCUGACCAUUUGCCAAUGCUGGCUGGGACUUAUGGGUUUUGUAGUCUAAAACAUCUGGAAGACACGUGGUUGGGGAAGGUUGUACAAUAUCUAUAGCGUUUAAGGCAAAUUACAUAUGCGAAUGUAAGGAUGAGAGGCAAAUUUCAACUAGUGCUAGUACUAAUACUAUGCUAGCAAUAGAUAAACACAGGAAAAUACAGCUUUGACUUUAUGAUGCUAUGCUACUAAUAUAAUCUAAGGCUAUUAUAAUAUUAUAAUCAAUUUUUUUACUCUGUGGUUCAUGGUUUAAUCUUGAAGCUUGAUUUCAGGCAAAUGAUUAACAGUGCCUGAAAUGUCCUAUGCAUGUCUCCUUAAAAGUAAGCCCAUUGCGUUUAAUGGUACUUAGUCCCAAGUAAGUGCAGCUCAGGAUUGCAGCCUAAGUGAUACUGAAACCACUAGCUGGACCAUCAUUUUACUAUUGCAGUAUAUUAACUAUUUCUUUAACUUUUCCCAGGGUAUAAUGGGACCCAGAGGCCCUCCUGGAGUAACUGGACCCCCUGUAAGUAUAUUUGGAACACAGCCAUUAGUAGGAAGAGAGAUAUGUUUGAUACACAUGCAGAAAGCAUCAGUUACACAAGUUUUGCCUUGACUAGACCCUAAGCAGGUAACCCCACAUGUAUAAGAGGUGCCCUAUAUUGACAGGUCCGGGACUGCUGUUGUCAGUCCCCUGAUAUAGUUCUCAGUUUACAAACUGAUGAGCCAUGACCUUUCUGCUUUCACAGUUUCCUGGUUCUCUUCCCAGUUUGCACCUUCGUGUUCUUGCCCAGAAGGCCCAAAACACACAAUGUGUUUGCCUGGUAUCUCUCCAUGUUAUCACUGGUCCACCUGGUCUGGUCUAGACUGGUCUGGGUUGAAGGACCCCAACAUUUGCCUGAAUCACAGCCUAUAACUCCCCAAAUCUCACUCUGCUUCCAUGCCCAGUUCUCUUCUCCAAACACCCCCAUUGCUAGAAGAGUACUUACUUUUCCCACACGUAACAUUCAAAACCGUAUAAAAUGUCUUUUGUCGCCCACCCUGCUUCUAGGGCUCUCCAGGCCACGCGGGACAUGCUGGUGAACCCGGUGAACCUGGUCAAACAGUAAGUGGAACCAUUUUUAUUCUAUUCUGAGAAUGACAGGAAUUCUGAAAUACCCAUUUGCAAUGAAGCCCUUCCCCCAGAUUUAAGUUUGGGCCUAUUAUCUGAGAUUCCUUUGCAAGCUAGCAAGGGUGGGAGAAGCAAGAAACGAGUUCUGAUUCUGCUAGAGCCCACGCCUGCUUGGUUUCCUCAAAGCGGAGGGAAAACACAUAAAAGAGCUUGAGGGAGACAAAGGGUUUUUGCUAGACAGGUAGGCUUUAGAUUUCUGCAACUCUUUGAGACCACUGGGGGAGCUGAAAUCAGACCAAACACCAAGUCCUCUGAUAUAUAUUUUUUUUGAAACCCAGAAGCCAUAAAUAAAGAGCCCCCCACCGCAAGCUUGGAUUAAAGAAUUCAGAUCUAGAACUCUGGCUUAGUCAAGUCACUAGAUCAUAUGUAGCAUGAGAGAACUAUUGUUUUGUUUCAAAUGAACCUUUUUCCCCCAUCACUAGGGUCCCCAAGGUGCUCGUGGUCCAAUGGGUCCUCCUGGAAAGCCUGGUGAAGAUGUACGUAUUCAUUUGAACCGGGAUUUUGGUGGGGGAGGGGGAAUCAGUAGGAGCUAUUUCCUUUUCCAAACAUUGGUUAUCAGCAUUUGUUAUGGACUGCCCUCUGUGUCCCAUCCCCACCCACACUCUUGUAACCAUCACUUCUGGUACGAAAGCUCCAUUUCCAUGUGUUUUGAUUGCUUGAACAUGUUUCCUAAAUUCCACUGGAAUGCCACCACAGUGUUGUAGUGUAUUAAAAGUUUUAAGGAUAUUUUAAUGGAUUCUGCAACCCCGAAGCACUUCGGUUUUUUAAAAAAGCUGGAUUUCCCAACUGUUCUGUUUCUGAAAAGUAUCUCCAAAAAGAUCUGCAUUUUGUGAAAUUAAGAAAUGUGCAGUGCAAUCCCAGAGCGGAAGUAAGUCCCUUCUGAGUUCAGUAGGACUUACCAUACCCUUUAAUAUAAGUACCUUAAAUACCACCUCCAUCAUAAGUUCUUGUCCUAAAAAUAUCGGAGGAAAUAUAGCCUUCAAAUGUGACAUUAUGUCUCCUGAGGGAAAGAUGCUGCAUGUUUAGUAAGUUUUUAAGUUAUUAUGUUUUUUUAUACCUUGCAUAGAGAUAUGUUAAAUAUGUGCAGCUCGCUUGCUUUUGCACACAAAAGAUUUCAGUCAUCUCGUCUAAUGUUUCAUUAGGGUCAUCCUGGAAAACCUGGACGACCUGGUGAGAGGGGUGUUCCUGGACCUCAGGUGAGUUUUGUGUUUUCUGUUGCCUGUUUAAUCCGCUGAUUAAAUCUGUUUGCAUAACUGCAGGAUAGGAAAUUAAAUUACCAGCCACCACUCCUUACCAGUAGUUUUAGUGUAAGUACAAUGCCACCCUCCCACUAAGGCAGAGAUUCUAGCUAUUUACACCUGCUGGAUCUUAACACCUAGCCAGAGAGCAGCACUAUGAAGGUUGCCACAUGAUGUUCACUUUUAUUCUACAAGGAAUAUGGUAGUAGUGUAUCUGUUCCUAAGCUAUGGAACUCUAGACUAUUACUAUUAAACAAGCAUUAACAGUACCUCUGGGUAUAGGGCACUAUAUAAAUUCAAUAAAUAAGAAUAAAAUAAUAUAAAUAAAAAAUAAUAAAAAUUUGUUUCAAAUUCCAGUUUAAGGCCCUUCAGUUUAAACAAGUAAAUUAUCUGAUGUGAUAGUGCAUACCAAUAUUUUUUAAAAAACAUUAUUGGUACUUAUUCAAAGGUAUACAAAAAUACAUAUCCAAGCAUUUUUUAAAUAUAAUAUACUGAGAUUAAACAGCUACUUAAUCUGUUAGAGAGCAAAGCCAGAAGGAAGAAAAGACAAGAAAAGGAGAAACCUAAAGAAAGAGAAAAUGAGGGGGGAAAGGAAAAGUAAGAAGAAACUAAAGAAAGAUAAAGAAGAGGAAAAAUAAAAUGACUUCUGGUUUUCUGUCCUGCAGCUACAUAUGAUAUGACAUUCAUUCCUUAAGAUCCAACCAUUCAAUCUUCUAUAAACCAGGUGUUAAGAUCAUUUUCUCUUUCAUGCAAAAAGUCCAUAAGAAAUUUCCAGUCCUUGACAAAUGUCAGUAAAUUAUUUUUCUCUAAUUCAAUUUUGCCAUCUCAGCCAAGUCCAAUAGUUUUAUCAGCCAUUCUUUUAUAGUGGAUAGGGCUGUGUCUUUCCAUCUUUCUGCAUCAAUCACUGAUAUUAAGUACUUCUGUGCAAUUUUAUGGAUGGGUCGUGUUCACUUCUGAGAUACUUUGCUUGUUGUGUGGCAUAUAAGUCUAUAAAAUGAACAGAAUUUGGAACAUUUUAUACUAGGGAUCAGCAACCAGGAGCCCUUGAGCUAAAUAAGCCAGCCCCCCCCCCCAUAAAGACAAGGGAGGGGCUAGAGCACAAUGACAGAAGAUGUGCUUUGCAUGCUGAAGGUCUCAGGUUUGAUUCCCGACAUCUUCAGCUAAAAACAGCCAGUAGCUUGUGGGAAAGGCUCUCUGUUUGAGGAGCACUGCUGCUCAGAGUAGACCGUAUGCACAAAUAGUCUGACUCUGUAUGAGUCUGGACAGCUUUGUAGGCUUAUGCGUCAGGCCAGCUUCCUGACCCAAAGGCAAAAGCAGUGCAUAGAGGGAUCAGUGACUGUGGCAAUGAGACUUGCAAGCAGCUCACCUUGGUGGCUGGGACUAACAUAUUGCACCCAAGUACUUUGUCUAGCAGCUUUUAUUUGAGAUGUUAAGCCUUCUCUCUCAUUUUCCCUCCCAGGGUACUCGUGGCUUUCCUGGAACUGCUGGCCUGCCUGGUUUCAAAGGAAUAAGGGUGAGCAUUUGACUGAAACAGGAACAAAAUUAAGGGUAAUGACAGUUAAUACAUCUAUGGUGUGUUAUUCUGUGCAACUACUGGUCUUAGACAGAAGCCUAAGGCUUGUUUGCCAAGGUGGCAAUAAAAAAAGCUUCUGUCUUCAUCGCGGAUGCCAACUUGAAUAAAAUAUUGGGGGGGGGGCAGGUAAGUCCCGCCCCACAUUAUUGAUCACAUGAUGCAGCAAGCACACGCCAUUUGAAUGGCAAUGACCAUCAACUUAAGGGAGGUGUGAUCAUAAAUCUCACAGGGUGUUUAGUCCCAAGUCCUGCAUGUGUCUGUGAUAUGUCAUUGACAAAAUUUUGAACGUACAAUCAGCACUUUAAAGUAUAGUUUGAAGUAUUUAAGUGCAGACCAAAAAGAAGCCUGUAUACCACUUUCCUUCUCCACCCGAAGGAAGUGGUAGUAACUGCUUCAUCAAAACAGCCAAUGACCGCUGUUCACCUAGUCUGCCACAUUCCCCUAGUUUACUGUGGCCCUUUCUAACUGUCUUGAGAAAGGCCAGUUUUUUCUCCUUUAGGGAAAAGGCAUUUCCCUAAACAACUGUGCGUUGCUUCCCUGUUUCCAGGCCUGGCGCCAAAUGUUGGCCACGUUGGGCACUGGUCAAGGGCACCUGCCCACUAGCCUAGCCAUACCAUCCUUCACUGCCCUCCCUGCCAGACCCUCAGAUGUUUGUCAGUGGCAGGCAGCAGUGCUGGUUUUGUGUGGGAGCCAAUCUCAACUCCCAUCCCCGGUGGACACUCACAUUUUUAAAUUACCCAAAGUGUAACGUCGAAUGCAUAGGUCUCUGAAAUAUUAUCUAGGUAGGACUACAGAACUAUGAAAUAGAUUUCAUAGGUAUGGGGCCUGGAGCAUUGCUUUCUGGGUAAUCUAAGAUGGCAGCUGGCCACCAUGGAUGGGAGCCAAGCUUUCUCCCAUUUGAAAGCACCUUUCCACCGCUGAAGCAUGUCUUUGGGCCUGGUGGAGGGUGGUGAAUGGUGACAGAGAAAGCAGUGGCAGGAGAAGCAAACAGUGGCAGGCUGUCAUUGCCACAAGCAGGGCUAGGCCCUGCUCUGGUUAGGGGACUGCUGGGCCAUCAUUGGCAACAUUUCUCCCCAAGCCUUGCACUGUCCCUGCCUGUUUCCACUUUCCCCCUCCUCUGUUUUUUCACUCUGUAUCAAAUUUUAGGUUUUUGAGGAAGAAGUCCCUUUUCAAAGCAUCACGCAUGUUGAAGGCACUGUAUAAAUAAUGAGAAGCGGUAAUAGUCAUCUAUAAAGCUACAAAAACAUACGAACUGAAGAGGGCUGUCAAAGUUUGUGUCUGAUGCAGACCAGAACCAAACUAUGUUAAGGAAAGACAACUGUGUCCCUCCUUAACUGACGAUGAUCCUUUUCAAGUGGGGGAACCAAUAUGGUGAAUGCAGAGCAAUGCUAGAGUUGUGUUUCAACCACUGCAUGAUAAAGAAAUGGUUUCCUUAAAAAGGGGGGAACUAGGGGGGGCACUUUACCCAUCAGUGUUUCUUCUUCCAACAUAGGGACACAACGGUUUGGAUGGUCGGAAAGGAGAACCUGGUGCUCCCGGCAACAAGGUAAAAAUGACUUUAUUUUAAUAUAUGUUACAUGGGUAUUCCAGCAAGAGCACAGAGUACAUGGCAGCCCUUCUGUUUUAUAUCCUGCGUGCAUGUUUUGUUCUCGUAGGCUUUUAUCCUUCUAAGAAAAAUCAGCCUAUGCUAUGAAUGAAGGACAACAGCAAUUUGGUACUAAGCCCUUGAGAUACAUGGACACAACAGAAAGUCUCACAGUUCCAAAUUCUAGCAUGGGAGCAAGAUGAAAUAAAUAGCCAGCUUGCUCUAAGCCAACCUUCCUCAACCUUUGGUUAAGCAGGCUGGGGCUGAUGGGAGGUGGAGUCUGACAACAUCUGGGGAUCCAAGGAGGUGGAAGAACUCUGCACUUCUGGUUCUGACUCCGAAACUUGGGAUUGCCAGUAGGAGCCUCCACCAAUCCCCCAAAGCAUGUGGCUAGUUUGAACUUGCCCCUGCCACUGCCUGAGUUGCUCAUGAACUCUGUGUGUGCAUGUAUGACAAGAGUGGAAUUCUAGUACCUGCAGGUUUAUUGUUUUCCCCUUUUGUGUGGGGAAUACUAGAAAUCCCAAAAAAUACAUAUGUAAAUACAUAUGUGGGACGCAGUUGGUGCUGUGGGUUAAACCACAGACUAGGACUUGCCGAUCAGAAGGUCAGCGGUUCGAAUCCCCACGACGGGGUGAGCUCCUGUUGCUCAGUCUCAGCUCCUGCCAACCUAGCAGUUCGAAAGCACGUCAAAGUGCAAAUAGAUAAAUAGGUACCGCUCCAGCGGGAAGGUAAACGGCGUUUCCGUGCACUGCUCUGGUUCGCCAGAAGCUGCUUAGUCAUGCUGCUUGGCAUGCAGAAGGCCCCAGGUUUAUUCCCCAGCAUCUGCCAGGUGGGGCUGGGGAGAUACCCUGCUGGAAACUCUGGAGAGCCUCAGCUGGUCAAUGUAGAUAACACUGAGCUAGCUGGAGCAAUGGUCUGAUUUGUUACAUGCUUCCUAUGUUCCAUUAGUAUUGGACUAAUUUAGGUUCCCCCCCCUUUCGGGGGGUGGACUUUACUUCUGCAAACCUUGGUGUUCUGCCAGGCCUGCUGCUCCUCCCUCUAGACUAUGCUUGCUGCCAUUUUUCCUACAAAAGAAAUGGCGCUCACAGCCUGGACAUCAGAAAUAGUGAGAAUCAUGUGUUGAGGCAAGCCAGCAAAUGCAUGUCUCAUAAGGAACUGGCUUGCACUGACAGGCCUCUCCUUUCACUAUUGGAGUGAACCGAAGCUAGUAGGUGUUCUUGAGACUUAAGUGUGCAAGUAUCAAAAUAGGAUAUGUGGGAAACGAGAGCUUUUAAACUUGCUUUACAGCCAGGAAUCUCAGAUAUUCCUUUGUCUUAUUUCUGUUUUCAUGUUAGCUCAGAGGUGGAGCCAGCAAACCAAAUGGCGCUUUGAAAUGCAGCUGGGUAGAUAACACCACUCUCAGUCAAAAAACUAUGGAAACAGAAAGCUGAGAAAAAUACAAGUUGCUCCAUUGGUCCCAAAGCAAGCCAACGUUGAGGGAUGGGGCCUCCUGUAUUGAUCACAAGGAGAUGGGUUGGCCUUCUAGCUAAAUGAAGACCCAGGCUCAGGGAGAGUCAGGAAGAAGCUUAGCUUAAUCUCCCCCCUCUUCCCUCCUCCUCUAGUACGGACACAAGGAGGCUUUUUGAAAGCUUUCGCUUCCAUUUUCGAUUAACCAUCGCUUGCUGUGUUGAAACUGUGGCUAAUAUUAACUGUGGCUUGUCUGAAACCAUUUGAGUUCAGGCUAUGGGUUAUGAAGCUGGUUUGUCUCAACAAACCAUAGUUACAGUUAAUACUGGGUUCAGUUUCACAUGUGGCCCUCAGCUGGUUAGUUGAAAUUGGAAGAGAAAAUGUAGAAAGCCUUUCCUUGCAACCACAUGGCAGGAGAGGGAGUGCAAAAGCCCAGAUAGAAAAGCUAGAGCUUUUCCCAGGUCCUGUUGCAUCAGCCUGUAUCAACUUUGGCAGAUACCAGUAGAGUUUCUUUGGCUGAAAUCUGUGCAUCUGUUAGCUUCAUGGUAUAUGAGACCUUUAUAGAUCAACCUGUCCAGACACAUGCAUGCAAUUGUGGUGGCUGCCUUUAGCAAAGCAUGUUUAUCUCAGUCCCAAGAGUCACACUUCAGCUCCAGUGAAAUUAAUGGGGCAUAAGAUUGUCACACAGUUAGCUUUUUCCUUUACUUUUGCGCAUUUUAUCUGGGCUACAGCCAACAUUUGUUCUAUCCCUCUUCUGCAAACCCUCUUUGCUAACUAGAUCACUAAGCUGAUAAGAGGCUUUACUUUGUAUGAACUUUUGUGUACUAAUUUAAAUGCCAGAAGUGUAAACGUUCUGAAUGCAUCUUUUGCUAAGUCAGUAAUAAGACUUGCAAGGAAAGGACAACCUAAACCAUGGGCUAAAUGGAGAAUCGUUGUCAUUCGCAGGGCGAACCUGGUGCCCCUGGUGAAAAUGGUACUCCCGGACAACCUGUAAGUAUUUUCUCUCUGUGACUUACACAAUAUUAAGUCAUCAAAAAUCCUGUUAUCAUUUGUUAAAGUUUGCUAGUUGCUUUCAUGGAAUUCUCAGUGUUCAAUAGAAAUGAUGCUAUUUGAUUAAAAUAUAUGACUUACUGUGUUUCGGGCAGCAGUAAAUCUGCAGUCCUUUGCUCACUUGGGUGUGUGCCAAUCCCACUGAAUUAAAUCUGAGUUGAGCAUGCAUAACUUGAAUCAGGAGCAUUGCACCCUAUUGUGGAAACCGAGAAAGACUGAAGCUAUACUAGACUAUACUUCAUAUUGCACUGCAGCUUAUUAUUAUUACUACUAGUACUAGAAAGAAAAUAAUAUUGUGCGGGGUAUUGUUUUUGUUUGCUAAACAACGUUACGAAUUUUUGAGUUUCUAUAUCAUAAACCACCUUGUGAUCCUCUGAUGAAGGGUGCUGUAGAAAUUUAUUAAAUGAAGUAAAGAAAUAUUCAGUAAUGAUUUGCGUGUCCUUUGCUUUCAGGGUGCUCGUGGUCUCCCUGGUGAAAGGGGAAGAGUUGGUGCUCCUGGCGCAGUUGUAAGUGACUCCCCUACCUGUACAAUGUGGCUUCCGUUUUCUUUCUUUUGGAUUCUUCAAUUUUGUACCAGGAAUUUAAGAUGUAAAGAGAACCUUUGUUUUCUUUUAGGGGGCUCGUGGCAGUGAUGGAAGUAACGGUCCCACUGGUCCCGCUGUAAGUCCAAACUUUAAUGUUCUGUCUUUCUGUCCUGAUGAACAACACACACUGUGACCUGCCAGGCACUUGGAUUUCUCUGUGCGAUGGACUCCUGUCUUUUUCUCUGCCCUUUAUCAGUUGCAGAAAAGGAAAUCUUUUCUUUCUUUCCUUCUAUUUCAGAAACAAACAUUUGGCAUUUCCAGUUAGGCAUCAAAGAGCUGUCCAAAACAGUAGUAGUAUUCUCAGGGUGCUUCCACAGACUUCUCAGCUCAAGCCUGAAAUCCAGUGUUUUGGACUGACUGCUUUCGCAGUGAUGACUGGAUUUGCCCAGCCUAAGCCGCAUAGAAGCUGUGGGAGCUCUCCCUGCACAGAUAGCGACAUUAUUGGCCCUCUUCAGCAGCCUGACUAGUGGCAAUCCAGGCUCUGUAGUUAAAUAUACAUAUAUAUAUAUCUGAAGAUCCCUUUUCCUCAUCAGUUUUCUGAUGGUGUUUAGCCGCUGAGAUAAAAAGAUAUGCCUUGUACACUGCUUAUAAAGCAGCUACUCUUAGGAAGCGAUGGAUUAAUCAGUGUUAUUUGUGCUCCAUGCCAAUUUUGCAUGUGUUCAUUCAAUAAAUCUGUUCCAUCCCACUUCCAGAUUAAUCUGCCAUUUUUUAAAACCACUGUAUUGAAGUGCAUACUUUAUCUCAUUGUACACCUUCCCAAGCAUAUGUUAUGCUAAAGUGAAAAUGUUUAAACAACACAUUGGGAUACAUUUUUUGAGCUGAGAAUAAUUGUAUCAUGAAAUUUGCAGAAAUGUGAAAUCCAAAGGAUGAUUGCAUUUCUGAUCCACACAUUAGUCCAGGAGGUGUGUAGCGGAUCAGUCUGCAUAAGAAUUCACAGAUUCUGAAUUCUUCAAGCAUUCCUGCCUCUGGUGUGGGGGCAAAUUGGCUGAUUCAAAAACGGAACAUGAGGCUUUCUUUCUCCAAGUGCCCCUCCCCUUGGGAAUUUGGAGAUUGACCACAGGAGAAAGAUGUCCACAGGAGUCUGUGUGACAUCCGUUUCCCAACCCUGCUUUAUAUCCUGGAAUAUCCAGUGUCUAGCCUAGGCAGCGAACCAAUCACGUUGUCUCCUGGCCAACUCAGGAAGGAGUAGGUCAGUUACUACCAGUGUGAUUAGUACAUUGCUCUAAGGCUGGAUAUACAGCACCUCAAUUUUUUAACACAUUCUGUUGCACUUUCGCAAGCGAUGCUAAAAAUUGCGCUCUCUCGUUUUGUAACUAAUGCAGUGUUGGGUCCCUGCCCCCCCCCCCACUUUAAAUGAAACAUCUAGAAAGUGGGUGCUUUUUUAUCCUAGCAGCCAGGCAAGCAUGUUAAACAGAGAAGCAGCAAAAUACAUCCUUAUUCUACCUUAAAGGUUUUAAGAUGGUUCUUAGCUCAGGGGAGGCCAAACAGAGACACAAAGCAUUCUUGUUUCUGGAUCCAUGCACACACAGAGGUGCAUUUGCCCAGAAGCAAGGCUUAUAAUGACAGCAGUGAUGCCCUGGCACCUCUUAUGAUGGACCUGGCAAGCUACGUAUUGAGCCAUAUCCCCUUCCUUGGCAUUUUGUGCCCAGUGAACAUGCUCAGUCCUCAAUGGAUUUUUUUCUCCUCCUCCUACACGGGUCCUUUUCCUGGUUGUUGUUUUUUGGUGUGGGGAGUGGGUUGGAGGUGCUCCUGCAGACCUCAAGAUCUCCCCCAAGUCUGCCGAUUCUCCUCCAUUGUGUGCAGAUAUGGUGCUGUUUCGGCUACAUAAGCAGCAGCACUUAUGCCUGAACAUCAGAUAUAAAGAGAAUGAUGGAAAUGCCACGUUCUGAUUAAAACGUCAGAACUGAGAGUGAUGAAACCUCCUGCCUUGCCAUCUCCCUGGGCUGGGAAAACCUGGCAGGGGUCCCAUGUUUUGCAGGCCUGCUUUGGGGGCACUGGCGUGCAAAAAAGCAAGGAGACAUUUUCAUGCGUUUGGCUCUAAGAUCGGAUUCAAACCUUGUUCUAGGACUCAAAUCUGUUGUCAUGUAGGCAAUCCACUUUGUUGCUUCAGAAUCCCAUGAGAUGUAUCCUGGUCAUUGAUUCCUAUGGCCUGGCCUCUUUCCUUUGUCUCCUUCUCAGCCUACUAUUUGCACCUGCAGAUCUUGAAGGAUUUCUCUUUCUUUAUUUUCACAGGGUCCCAUGGGUGCUGCUGGAGCUCCAGGAUUCUCAGGUGCUCCCGGAGCCAAGGUAUGACCUAUAUUCCACCCCCUCAGGCACAGAUGCUCAACGAAAUGUUUUCAAACCAAGCAAUGCUUUAGCUGUACAAUGAGAAGAAUACAGGUUGUUCCCACCUGCAAACACUCACAACAACCAUUUGUAGUUUUCUUUAAACUAAUCAAAUUGCAGUUGAAAUGCAAAAGUGUGAUGCUAUUUGGUUUGUUUCACACAGUGGGCUGUAUCUAGUGGUGUCCCUCCACUGUCACAAGGCAGCAUGCAUUAGUGAAAAGGAGGAAAGGUGGUCUUUUGCCAAUUCCUCCUUCUCUCUGCAGCCCCCUGCUCCAGAGAGCUAGGGCAUCCUCUGGUAAGCAGUGUGGAGGGCAAAGAAGGGGGUUUGGGGAAAAUCAUCAUUUCAGCUCAUGUAAGACUUUGCUGGACCAAAGAGCAGAGAGACAGAACUGGUUCUGUCCCUAUGCCAAAAAUAUACAUCUUGCAUUAGGGGAGAUAUUUGGUGCUGUUUUUCCCCAAACCAUUGGGGGGGGGGGAAUCAGUGGUUAGCUGUUCACUUAGGAUAGAGUCGCAUAACUGCAUUUGCCCUCCUGUAAGCAAGAAAAAUUAAUGGCAUAUGCGGAAAUUGCAGAUUAAAUUAUUUCUUGUUGAGCUAGUUCUAGUGGUCAUGAUGAUUGGGUCAGUUUGUAAUAGCCAGGCAAAGAUGGGCAGUAACGAAAUUGUGCACCUAGCUAGAGAGAAAGAUAAAGCACUUGCUUUUCUAUCAGGAAGGCUAAUGUGGCACUGGCACAGCAUAUGAUGUCUUCAUAUGGAUGUUGUAGAUCCACAAAAGCCUGCAUAUUCCAGCACACAGGGGCAGACCUUGGUAAUAUGCCACCCUGUGCAAGGGCACAGGCUUAAGCUGAGCUUUGGGGAGGAGGUGUGAGGCUCUGGCAGGGCCCUAGAGCCCUUCCACCUCCUUCCCAAAGCCCGGUAGGCACUUCCCCUGCUUUUGUAAGGAGGCAGGAGGACUCCAGGGCCCUGUCAGAGCCCUAACGCCUCCUUUCCAUAAUAGCAACAACAAGGCUAGCAUAUCUUCUCUUUUGCUGAACUAUUUGCUGCAAUUGGAUCAUGAUUACUGUACCAUCUAGUGCUCAUCUUAACAGAGACAGCCACACUGGGGAUGUUAUCUUUGUUUUGAUUUUGUUUUAAGCCUGAUUAGAGUAGUAUAGGUUUAAUAAGUGCUGAAAUGAAUCAUACACUGAACACUCAGCGUUCACCACACACAUCCUCUCUUCCCAAACAGGGUGAAGUUGGUUCUGCUGGCAACACGGGUCCCUCUGGCCCUGCUGGCCCUCGUGGUGAGGUUGGACUCCCUGGUGCUUCCGGUCCUGUUGGCCCUCCAGUAAGUUACCCUUGAAGCUUCUUGUACUGAUGAAUGUGGUUCCUUGCAUCUGCUUUUGAAUUAUUUCGUUUAUAUAUGUCGCUUGGGCAUAAAGAAACAUCUAAGCAGUUUGCACACACACACACACACACACACACACACACACACACACACAAACCCCUAAACCAAUAUGCCUAGAUAACAUGAGCAGGCGAUCAUAUAUAUCUAAAACCUAACAUUAUCGUUUUCUCUCUCUCUCUUAGGGUAACCCUGGUAACAACGGCAUUAAUGGUGCUAAAGGCGCAGCUGUAAGUAUGCAGGCGUCAAACUGGAUUGUCCCAUAGGAAAAGCUUCUGUGGCGCUACAGAGGAGAGUUCUGACAUGUGUUCUCCUCCUUCUCUCUCCUUUCUGGGCAGGGUCUUCCCGGUCCAGCUGGUGCUCCUGGCCUGCCCGGUCCCCGUGGUAUGAUUGGCGCUGCUGGCCCCGCUGGUGCUUCUGGAGCUAGAGGACUUGUUGUAAGUGAUGCUAUCUACCAUAUAUGCCUCCUUUUUGCAAUUUAUGGGUCCUGUGUUUUUGACAAUGCAUGGCCUGCCUUUCAGUCAAGUGAUUAUCAAAGCAUCUUACAAACAGCAGGUUUCUCCCAGAUCACCCGUCAUGCAGCUACACAAUAAUACACACAUGCACAACCCAGCAGCCUUUGUUCCUCUGCUCUCCAGCCCCAGGAACUGGAGGGAGGGAACAACCCACCCCCUGAAGCUGCUCCUUACCUGGCCGAUAAGCCAGGUUGGUCCUCUCAUUUCCAUGAUGUUCUUCCUGGGAGACGGGAGCAGGCAGUGCAGCCUCCCCAGUGAUCCUUGGUCUCCUGUCCAGUGGCAGAGGCCAGCAGGUGCUUCCCUCCAAUUCCACAGACCCCAGGGGGGAUAUGUGGCUUCCACAAAGGCCAGCAGGGCAUCAUUUUAGUGUCUGAGUUGCUUUCGUGCUUAGGAUGCUGGUCUUGCCUGCCGGCAUCUGGGCUUGCUCUGACUUUAGGCCGCCCUGGCUGGCACAUAGUUGCCCGAUGCCCUUGCUAGACCAUUUGCUACCAUUGCUCCAUGGUUAAUAUCCAACCAAGUGUGAAGCGGUGUCUGAUAAUGUAAAACGUCUGGGGUUAUUUUGCCUUCUGUUGGUCUAGUGCAGUUUUGCACCAAGCUGUUAAUGUCUAAUGCCAAUGACAGUCACUGUUACAGAUUCUCUCUUUUAUGUCAACUUUGCCAAUGAAAGAAUUGUUCUUACAGUGGCAAUCCUUACAGCAGCUCUGUAAGGGAGACCAAUAUUGGGGAGGAUACUGGAGCCAUGAAGUUUGUCCAUGACUUAAGUCAGAUGUGAAUUGGUAACUGCAUAUUAACAUAGAACUGGGCACAACUUAUUCCCCUAUUGUGCUGCAUUGAUGAUUCGCUUCCUUCAAUAAACACACCAUCCAAGCCAGUGCUUAAAUGACCAGGGUCAGGGCAAGGGAGACAGAGCAGGCCUGGCCCUCUUGCAUUCUGUGCCAGCUACUGUUUGUAAGGCUACAGGGUAAUGGGAUGAUUUGGGGAGUGAGACAUAUGGGUUUAACCCCCCCCCCCAUAAUUCAAGCACAAAUCUGGGCUAGGAACAGCCCAAUUUGGAUGACUGAAGCUGCAAUCCUAUAUCGGUUACCUGUAAGGUGGGGGCGGGGGGGGACCCAUUGAUUUAAGUAGGAACCAACUCUUGAGUGGGCAUGUACAGACUUGUUCGGGGAGUAUCGUUGCAUGAGAUGCUGCUGCUAGGCCGUUUUGCUGCAGUUCUUAGUUGCUUGGAUAACUUUGCAGCCCAGAUGUUCAGAAGAAGAAAAACAGUGUGUGUGAAUUCAUAGUGUUCACUGUUGGGAUCUCUUGUUCUGUUUGACUCCAGGGUGAACCUGGCCCCGCUGGAUCCAAGGGAGAGACCGGUAACAAGGGAGAGCCUGUGAGUAUCUUUACUACAUGAAGCACUGCUAUCUAUGUGGUGGAAAUCACAGUUGAUUCUGUUUUCCCCCCCAUCAUGCAGCCUGUUUCUCAAAAUGGUGGCUUGUUUUGCUCUCUUUCCUACCCGACAGGGCGCUUCCGGCCCUGCUGGCCCUGCUGGACCAAGUGGUGAGGAAGGCAAGAGGGGUUCCAACGGCGAGCCUGGCUCGACUGGGGCACCUGGAUCUGCAGGUUUAAGAGUAAGUGUGCUACAAAAGGAAACAAAAACCCAACCCAAUAGAAAACACCAGGGAAAUCCACAGAGGUAGAACAUGGAGUUGGAAAGGACGCCCACUGCCACGCAGGAAUAUUUUGCCCAGCUCUGAGAAUAUGAACCCACAGCUCUGAGAUCAAGAGUCUCAUGCUCUACCAACUGAAGUAUAAUUGGUACUGGGCUGAAUAUACAUGUUAAUUCUUUAUGCAGAAGGCCCCAAUUUCCAUCCUGGACAUCUCCAGUUAAAGGAUCAGGUAACAGGUGGAAGACCUUCCUCUGCCUGAGAUCCUAGAGAGCUGAUGUUGCUGGUCAGAGUAGAUAGACAAAUAGUUUGACUUGGUAUAUAGGGUGGCUUCCUAAAUUCCUGUGGGAUUAACAUGACCACACCUACCUGUGCUUGAAGGGGCAUUCUUGUCUACACCAGACAAUGUUCCAAUGUAUGUGCAUACGUGGGCAGGUCAUGGCUUGAUGGAGUCUGUAGAGGACCUAAGGUUCCAGUUAAAGUAUUCCAAGUAGCUGGGCUAGGAGAAGGCACUACCUGAGACCCUAGUCUCUCUCCAAUGUGGUAGUCAGUGCUGGGCUACCAGAGGGCCUGCUCUGACAAAGGCCAUUCUUUUAGCCUUAAGCAAGAGAUCAGCUGCGGCAUCUCAGCUAGAUAGCCAACAUCCUGAAAUAUUUUCAAAGUAAUUGUGGAUUUUGUAAAAAUAAAUAAAUCACUAGCUGCCAACGUGUAGUAGCAGCAGCAGUAGUAAAUGAGGAUAAUGAACAAUGAUUCUACUUGUGCAUUGAGAAUAUAUGAUUGUUCAAUUAAAACUGUGUCAAAGGGCUUUUUGCUUCUUUAGAACUUGGUGCAUUGGGGACACAGUAGGGCUAAUUUUUGCAAAAUAAUCAGCGCUUCUCAUGACAUGCUGAAUUUUGCUCAAACUUUGUUCAGUUGUUCCUUUGGGGGCUGGGCUCAGAAUCUGGCACAGAUCUAGAACCAACUCUUGCGACAAUGACAGCUUAGCUGCACAUUGUAUUUUCUAGCCAUUGGAUCAGUCCCGUGUGUAAUCUCCUUGCCUGCAUAGCAGUGGAAACAUACUGUGUUAUACAGGAAAAACUGUUCCUUGCCAAAGCUGCAUAUUGCCAAUCUCCAGAUCUAGCACUGGAAGAAGAAGCAAUUUGCAUGCACAUGUUCACAAAUUAUUUUUCCAUGGAUGCUGAGGCAUAAGAGAUCACUUAACAGGAAUGCUUCCUCUAGUGGCUAAAUCGAAUGGGUGAAUUGGUCCUGAUUUCCCCCCGUUGGGAUAAACCAUUCCUUUUGUCCUGUGGGCCUGGGUUGCAGUGCAUUGUAAAAGUCCUGAAGGCCUUGGUGGUUAGCUCAUUUUCACAGUCUACAAGCUCACUGAUGACAGCGCUUUGAUACUGUUCCCGGCAGCACACAUUAUGGUCAUUGCAGGAUAAUGUCAGGUAGUGAAGGUAGCCUCAUAAUAUCCACAAGGCUGUCCCAGGUUGUUUUUCACCUGGUCUGCUUUAUCAGUUUUCACCUGCCACUAUAAAUUCAACCCUGCUGGUUCCCAGAGCUGUACUGGCCUUUUUGAAAUGGUACCUGCCAUUCCAGUUGAGAGCUUGCCAUUCUCUUUAUUGGGCUCUACAGCAGCCUCUAAAGACCACUGGAAUCUCUCUCAUGGACUGGCCCUAUCAUUGGGCAGGGUGAGGCAGUCACCUUACGCAGUGGGUGCUGGGGAGGGUGAGGAGUGCCAUUCAGGUGUUGGAGGACAGAGCUGCAAGUGCCAAUCAGAAUAUACCUGAUGCCUUCAGGUGUUGUGGAACUUGGUGUCUCGUUGCCAGGAUUGAAAUAAAACUCGGCUUCUGGUCUGGUCAGUUUCAGUGCAUGGAACAGGGGGAAGGGGACAUAAAGGCAGCAAAAGCCCCUGGGAUACCAUCCCAUUUUGACUUCACUCCAGCCAUUGGGUGCGUGUGUGCCCAGUUCAACUAUUUUUAUUAAGCGAAGGAAAAGUCGCUUUCUCAGGAGGCCCCAAUCCCAUCACAAAUGCCAAGCAUUCCUUUGUAAAUCCUUAGCUGUAGCAAGCCUUUCCUUUGCCUGUUGCCUAAAACUCUCUCUUCUUUUCUGACCAGAUAUUUGUGUGUUCUUUUCCUUCAUAGGGUGUUCCUGGAUCUCGUGGUCUCCCUGGAGCUGAUGGCAGAGCUGGUGUUAUGGUGAGCUACCUUCUCCUUCUGCUGCUUCUUUUCUUUCUUUUGAAGAGAUGUUCUUCUUGCCGUUGUUGCUCCCUCUCAUUGGAGCUGGUUGUGGGUUCGUUUCUCCUCUGUAGGGAGCUGUUGGUAAUCGUGGUGCUACUGGUGCUGCUGGUGCUAAAGGUCCCAAUGGUGAUUCUGGACGCCCCGGUGAACCUGGUCUCAUGGGUGCAAGAGUAAGUAUCAAGGGUGAGGAUGAGGAUCGUGUGACGUUGCAAGGCAGCAGCAUCCAAAUAAAUAGAGGGUUUCCAUUUCGCCUUCAGUAAUGCUUGCAUUUUAAAAAUGGUCCAUUUUAAAAAUGCAGUAUGACUUAUGGUGAUGGUUAGUAAUGUUUGGUUAUGAGAACUUUAUAUUCAGCACUAUAUUCAACUCUUACGACCAUGUUGUGAGAUUAUUCGUAUUCCCAUUAUACAGAUAUGAGACUAAGGCUGCAGUGGAUAUUUGGGUUGCACCCAUAUCCUAACUUACCUGGGGUUAAGCACAAUGAGCUUAGGUAAUGUGCAGCCCUAUACAUACCUGCUUACUAAACAUGUGUAAGAUUGCACUGUGAUUUGGGAGGAAAUCCCAAUGAGUUCAAUAUGGACAUUUCCCAGUAAACAUGAAUUUAAUUGGUAGAUAGACUGAUCUGUCAAUUGCUUGUUACUACUUCCAGUCUGCAUCAAUUUCUGUCGUGUUCAUUGAUAAAUCAAUUCCAGCCCAUUUCUCCAUUAAUCUAUUUAAAAAGUCCAGCUGGUCCACGAGGUGAACCUGGCAGUGCACAUUUUAUCCUAAAACAAGCAUUUCAAUACGUUUUUUGAGCCAAAAAGGCAAAAUUUGGAGAAGUUCUAAAUUGGAAGAUAAUUACAAUCUGAUCCACGUUGCUGGGUUGAAAAUGAGGCCCAUUCACUUAAAAAAUGCAGGCCAGACCAAAGUCUCCUCUCUCCCUAAUAGCAACAAGCCUUUAUACUAUAUUUGUGCAUAUAUUUAAGUGGUGGGUGUCUGAAAGAGGGAGGGAGGAGGAAUUCUUACAUUUCUGUUUGAAAUAAGCUCCAAAGAUGAUACUAAGAUGAAACGUCUGUGCUUUUUAGGGUCUCCCUGGUCAAUCUGGAAGCCCAGGCCCUGCUGGCAAAGAAGGUCUUCCUGUAAGUAGCCCACACUUUACCCUACAAAUAUAUCAUUUUUUUAAAAUGUAGAUUUCAGUUAACAGUUAUAGACUUAUAAGUAAUGUCCACAGCUGUGUUCUAUAACAUUCUUGUUCUGUUUAGCCUGGUGUCACGGUGCUCCCUAGGCAAAGGAAUGCACAUAGUAGAUCGCUAACACAAUAUUGUCAAAAGUGGACACUUAGUAGUUUCUAUCAUUCCAGAUACCCACACACACCAGUCUAGGGUCCAGGCAACUAUUCCCUGGUCUGUGAUCUAUGGAGCAGUUGCAGCAACAAGGGGGCACACCCUCUCUACCAGUUUAUGUGCCUUGCUCGACAGGCUGUGUCCACACAGCCUGAGACUACAUCUGCCUAGAAGUUGUCUCUGAUCUUCCCUCUUCAAUCGCCUCCUGGUUCUGGGAGGCAGUGGUGCAAGAGAGGGUGGGGCAGCACACACAGCCCCUCACUUGCCCAACCUGCCUCUUCCUUCGCUUCUUCCAACCCAUCCUGUGCUCCACCCUCCCGCUCUGAAGCAUCCCCUGCCUCCGACUGUUGCCUCCUGGCUGGUACAGUUCACUGGUCCCCUCUCCCAGGUGCACUGUCAUCAGCAUCCUGCAAGUCCCUGAGCAAUUUUCUCAAGAGAUCAUUGGUGAGCACAGAGUCUGAGCCUGGGACAUUCCCAUGUUCAAAGCCGUUCUGCCAUCCCAGGCCCAAGUACAGGCCAGUUUAGGAAAUCAUCACUGCGGUGUCUGUUGAACCUUGUCUACUGAUUCAGGCUCUGCACAGGUGCUGGUUUAUUAAAAUGGUUUCACAGAAGCUUCCAGACAGGCCUCUGAACACAGGCCUGCAGCAGAACUUCCCCCUUUCCGGCUUUCCUCAACCAGGUCAGGUGUCUUCCAGAUGUUGUUGGACUACAACUCCCAUCAUCCACAGCCAACAUGGCCAAUGGUCUUGGGAGUUGGGAACCCAAUAACAUCAGGCUGAGGAAGCCUGUUGUAGAUCUGGGAAGAAAAAGAGGGUGAGUCUAGAGGCUAGGUUGCAUCGUGAUAUUGAUAUGUAAUGUAGCAUCUAUAGCAUAGGUAUAAUAUAGUCUACAGCAUCAUGAUAUUGAUAUGUAAUGUAUUGAUAUGCAAUAUAGAUAUAAUGUCUUCAUUAGAAGUGUGCUGCUCUCAGUGGAGGUCAAGCAAUAUACCUAGGAUAAAAUCAAUGUGGUUUGUUUCCCUCCUCUAGGGUCUGGCUGGUGCUGAUGGUAGACCUGGCCCAACUGGUCCCGCUGGUCCAAGAGGUGAACCUGGCAUCAUUGGAUUCCCAGGACCUAAAGGUCCCAAUGUAAGUGCAAUGGAGCUUGGGGGGGGGGGACCACCAUAUAACAGCCUGGUAGCAUGAGAAAUUGUCUGCAACACCAACUUCGUGUCCUCAUGUUAAUCUUUCUGGUAACCCAGCAACAAAUGCCAGAGUGAUGGCACUACAGUGCUAGUGUAAGGUUACAGUCCAUAUCAAUGCCCUGCCCAGGUUUGGGGCUGGGGGGGGGAGGUCCUUAGGCUAAAUGCCCUUAGUGGAGGCCCUGCUGGCUUCCUGGGGAGAGAACUGCUUCUUCUCGUGCUUCCUGCCAUCACUAGACAUUUGCCUGUUCCCUCUGGGACAGGGGAUUUGUGAGCAGACAGGUGGAAACCAUAAGUAGGAGGGGCAGCAAAUCUGUCUCAGAGAGCACAGGUGGGUUUUCGGAAAUAGAGGAGGCGCAUCAGCCCAAUUAAAGGAACUUGAGCGUAGUUGAUAUUUGUUUUAAUCUUAUUUUCAUUUUCUUUUCUUUCUGCCAUAGGGUGAGCCUGGCAAACCUGGUGACAGAGGCAAUGUUGGUGUUGCUGGCCAACGGGUAUGUGCAGCUAUCUUAUGUCCCAAUGAACAUGCCUUAGUUAAGAGAGCAGGAUCUGUACAGGAAUUGCCAACCUCUAAGGGAGGGCUAUACUACCUGUCUACCUGUCUAUUAUCUUCCAUUUUUAAUGCAAAUGAAACAGUUGCUUGUUUUGUGGAGCAACUCUACCAUGUGUGCAAGCAAGGAAUGUGUUUGUGUGCCUGUGUAUGUGUACAUGUGCCAUAAGUUAGCUUCUACAUGGUACCAAUGCUCAAAGUCAUUGGAUUACAUCUCAUGUGGGGAACACCUCGUCCAUUAAGUAGAUAGUCAGCUAAGGUGACACCAUUUUAUUUUUAGGAAGAUAACAAACAUGGUGUAUAUUGUCCAUAUCUUACGUAACUCAUCCCUCUGUUAUUGUAGGGUGCUCCUGGUCCCGAGGGAAAUAACGGUGCUCAAGGUCCAAUUGGUGUUGUUGUAAGUACAUGAUCAUCAUUGUUAACCUUUGACACAAACGCAGAGUUCCACUACCUGUGUCUGCCCAUUAACUUCAAUGGAGGGCACUGAUCUCCAUGUGCCUUUCUUUGGGUAACUUUGCAGGGGGACAGUUGCCUAUUUCAUUGUGGCCAUUGAACUUCCUUGAUUUUAAUACAGAGAAAAGUCGGGGGUGGGGAGCUGUCUAGCCAUGCUUCCGCUCCAAAGGCUUUGCAUGCUUAUUUUGAUUCUGUCUUUUAAUUCCUCUAGGGCAACCCUGGUGCUAAAGGUGAAACUGGCCCAGCUGGUGCUCCUGGCUUCCAAGUAAGUGGUGAUGGUGGUGAGGAUGAUGAAAAUACAAAUAUUAUUAUUUAACAAGUGCCUGAAACAUUUUAAGCACUGUACACCCAUUAAAACAUAAGAGGGUCUCUGUGCACAAGUUCGCACAAGUUCUAAUAAACACAGCAGAAAAGGAAAAAGGAAUGGGAAGGGAUGAGGAAAGCAAGGAUUGGAGCAGCUGCUCCUUCAGUGGCUGAUAGGUGGGGUUAUGUUGCUCUCCCCAUUACAGUGAUGCUCCUGGGAGGCAGCCUCUCAGUGGCCCUUGGUGUCCUGGUCAGGAUCAGAGGCCAAAAUUUGCAUCCCUUGCUCUCCUUAAACAAAUACGGUCUUUCUUACUAGCUAAUGUUAACGCAAAUUUUGCACUGUUUGCAGUUGGAAACUGUGCAAAGAACAAAUGAUCAGAAGCAUUUCAGUAUGUCUUGGCUUAUACAGUGCACAAGGCACAGAGUAUAAAUGUGUUUAGUGUACAAAAACAGGAGUGGUAGAUAAUUUGAAUUGAUUUAACCCACAUCUUUCUUAAGAAUCUCUUAAUGUGGUCUUGCAAGGAGUUGUCUUGCACAUGGCUUGGUUUUCAUAUAAGGGAGUCAUCCUGAAAAUCUGUAUAAUGCACUUCAGUGAAGGGAAGAGCUGUUUUAAGAUCUGAGGCUUACCACUCAAAUUACAAUAAAAAGUUGGUUUGGGCAGAGAACAGCAAUAGUAAUCCAUAGAUGUUUCAGUCCAUGUGCAUUUUGUACAGGCAACUCCCCAUUUAUGUGUGUUCAAGGCAUGUGUGACGGUGCACAGGAACCCAGAAGUGGGACACAAAGGGGCAAAAACAGCCCUGAAAGAAUGCGGAAAUGGCAAAAUGGCGUAAAAACAGCAACUAGCAAUCCCACAAGCCUUUGCAAGCGCAACCACAGGACCUUUGGGGCCUGUGGAGAGUUAGAGUUUGAGCAAGGAGGUUUGGAGGAUGUUUGCAGGCUUUUUCAACUGUGCUCCCAACACAUGCGAUUUUACUUAAACACACGGGUGCCUGGCAACAUAACCCCCCUCGUAAACGGGGAGUUGCCUAUACAGAAUAUCCCACGUUCAGUCCCCAGCAUCUGCAGAUGGGACUGGGAAUAUCCCCUGCCUGAAACCUGGGAGAGCUUCUGCCAGUAUAAAUGUGGACAAUACUGAGCUAAAAAGACCAACGCUCUGACAGGAAGUCAGUAUCCUGUGUUCCUGUAUCUUGAAUGAAGCCUGUGAGGCAUAAGAGCCCUCACAUUUUAGACUGUGUUUACUAAUACUUUUGCACAGGCUCACCUGUGACUUUUCAUAAUACACAAAAGGAUUGUGGGUUGUUGAUUAUUGCCAUCUAUUUCUUUUUGUUUUAGGGUCUUCCAGGUCCCUCAGGCCCAGUUGGUGAAGCUGGCAAACCAGGCGAAAGGGUAAUUGAACACAAUACAUUUAUGGAUAAGAUGUGUUUUUUUCUGAACCACACAAAUGCAGUGCCCCAAAUCUUGGUAGGGUAACAGAGAGAAAGUCUGUGCCUGUCUAACCGCAGUGAGAGAAAUCAUGCUGCCCAUCUGUCAUAAGCAGGUGUCCAAUGUGGCCGGGAGAAAAGCAGGUUAGCAUACUUCCUCUAAAGAGACAUGAGGGAAUGUCUCUGGCUCCCUGUAGGGACAAGCUCUGUAGGGACAAGCUCCAUAGCAGUCCCUGUGCUGUGGUUCUAGCAAUGGCCCUUUACAUUUUCCCUGAUGUAACCCUAAUGCAGCAUGGUCAGUGCUUACAGCACACUGUAGGAAUAUUUCGGCAUAGUUUGUCUGACAUCCCCUCUCGAACUGAGGAGGAAGUUAAUUUGAUUCAGUGUACCUGCCCUGAGUUGCUCCAGCCAACUGGACAUCCUUGGCUCCUUUGUUUUUGGCUUGUGAAUAUGGAUAACACAGUGUGCAGCAUGGAAAACACUCUUGUAAAUAAACAAAACAAAACAACAACCACAUUUGACCCUUAGAAGUAUGGCCACUUAAUCGGUUAAACUGGUAGGUUCCCUCCCCCCCCCUUCCUGUGAAUACACACAGAUUUAAAAUAUAUGUCUUCUUUAUUGGUCAUUGGUUGGGGUUUUUUUAUCCCACCAUUACUCCAAUGGUGGUGUGCAUGACUGGUCCCUUCCUCAUCCUCACAACAACCCUGUGAGGUUGUCUGCCAACCUGCAAGAGAGAAUGAGAAGGAACGCAACAACAGAGUCAAAUUCUUUCUUGUGGCUUGAGCCCUAUGUUCUGCUGUACCACAGCUUUGAGAUCAAAAUGUGCAUCUCCUUUUUUAUCUCACUGGAUUGAAAUAACCUCAGUCGGUAGCUAUAAUAAUUCUUAAAAUGACAGUAAGGAAAACACGUUCAAAGUUAAGUAACCUGUCUCUCUCUUUCUCUCUUUUGUGCAUAGGGUCUUCAUGGUGAUUUCGGUCCUGCUGGUCCUGCUGGUCCAAGAGUAAGUUUAUUUUUCACUGUGCUUUGCUUUGUUCCUAAAGUCUGCAAUACCUGCCUUUGAACUAAGAAAGAUGCGUUCAGAAUACCCUUGAAUAACCACUGCUAUUGGGGUGGGUUUCUGUUUGGGAGAAAGGACCACAGCUCAGUGGUAACACACAUGCUCUGCAUGCAGAAUUUCAUAGGUGCAAUCCCACAUAGGGCUGGGGAAGACCCCUGUCUGAAACCCUGGAGGUUUGCUCCCAGUCAGAGUAGACACUGCUGAGAUAAAUGGCUUAACUCUGUAUAAGGCAGCUUCUUGGGUUCCUAUGCCUCAUCUCCAUUGUGGAAGAUUUCCCAAGGGGAAAGGCUGCCGUUUCCAGUCUUCCACCUACAAUACACUAAACCACAUUUUCACCUUCUGAAGAUUUGUACAGAGGACAGCAACACACAUGUUGAGAUAAUACGGUUAAAGCUGCAUCUGUUAAGUGUUAUUAAUGUGUUCGGUGUCCAGUAUAAUUUAUAUAUGCAUGUAUGGCAUGCAUAGCGCAUUAUCAAAUUGUAAAAUAUUGCAUGAAUAUAGCAUGCAUACAUAAAAUGCAUAGGAUAUGCAGAGUUGCAAGUUGAUGUCCUUAUAUUGACAAGGAGGAACUGAAUUCUGGACCAAGAGAUAAAGCCAAGUAAAGGGAUAGUCUCCUAAGCACUCUGGCUCAGAAGUGAGUCCCAUGGAAACCAAUGGGACUUCCUUCUGUCCCGGUGUCUUUGGAACUGGGCUGUCAACAAUAUGUCUGCAUCUAGAGAGCAGCACUCUGAGUUCUUGUUUAGAUGCAGGACUCCUGCAGAAGAGCAAGGCCUGCCCUUAAGCCUAGAUCCCAUUCAUCAGCUAUGUAUGAGCGAAGAAGCAAAAAAUAGUGGUACCACUAGCAUCUUCCAGGCUUCAGUGCUAAAUGCUAAGCUUGCUAUCAAAAUUCAAGGCCUUCAGAUUCCAAUUAACUUCUUGCCCAUCUGCUUCCUCCAGGGUGAGCGUGGUCUUCCAGGUCAAAGUGGUGCUGUAGGUCCUGUAGGCUCCAUUGGAAGCCGUGGCCCAUCCGGCCCACCAGGAACUGAUGGUAACAAGGUAAGGCAAAAAGGGUGCUAUUUUUCUGAAAUCCUGGGGAGGGCAGUGUCAUCUCCUUGAUGCAAGCACUUAGCCGGAGCCUGAUGGAAACCUCCCAUAUACAUGUGUGCCUGGUGUGUGUAGCAUGUCAGCAGUCUGCUGCUUUGCUGCCUUUAAGAUUUUGCAUUAUCGGAGAAUGGUGCAGUGGUCACAUAGGGGUAUUUUUGGCUUAGGUAUCAGUCAUUGUUGUCAGAAGUGUAACUGUUAAAAGAGGAAUGAACAACCUGCAGGCCUCCAGAUGUUGCUGGACUGCAGCUUCCACCAGUCCCAGCCAGCAAGGGAUAAAGGGAAUUGUAAUCCAACGUCUGAAGGGCUAGGUGCUCACCACCCUUGUUCUAGAAAGGGCACCUGUGAUACAGAGAACCCACCAGAGGCAAACUCAAGAGCUUGUCAACAAGCCUGCUGUUGACCAAGUAGCAGCUUUUUAUUUGGCAUUAAUAGGUGCUUUAGAACAUCCUCUUAAAUUUCAAAUGAGGUUGUUGCGUAGGGGUUGUGUAGGAUGCUGUUAGAUGAACAUGGCCUGGAAUCCUCAUUAUGUAUCUGGAGCUUGUCAGUCAUGUGGCUUUGUCUAGAUCAGAGAUUGAGCCUUCCUUUUCUUCUGCUUUUAUGGCAUAGUUGCAGCUUCAUAUAUACUUACUAGUUCUGGCUUUAGGAUGUAGAGGUGUAGGAAGGUCAGGUGGUACCCGGUGCAGAAAAUUUCUUGUCACCCCACACACAUUUUGUGUGUGUGUGUGUGUGUGUGUGUGUUUUGCCUGCAAAAAUAGUUUUGUUAUUUCAUAUUUUCUUACAAAGGAAUGUGGAUUCUGAGCCUCUGAUAACAAGUAGGCAACUAUGGACAGAUACUUAAAUCUACAGGAUGGAUUGUGUUUUGGCUUGUGUUAUUUUAUUUAUAUUUAUUGUUUAUUUAUUUAUUAAAAUUUAUUUUAAAAAACCUGCAAAGUGGUUUACCAAAACAAAAAAAACAAAAAACCACAGCAGUAAAAUCAAGAAAAAAUCAAGCUAAAAUAUUAAGAUUAAAAUUACUUCAACUUCCUAAGCAUCUAGGUAUGCUUGCCUAAAGAAGAAUGCUUUUAGCAGGUGCCCGAAAAGAAUCUAGCAAAGGCUUUGUUGAAAGUUCAGCCUUCAUGACAAAGGAAAACGGCCAAGUAAACAGCUAUUUUCGUGGAGGAGGGUCAAGAUAUUAACUGAUAUGCAUGAAAUUUCAUAUGUAGUAUAUAAUCCCUAGUGUAGUAAGAUAUGACCUUUGGAGCAGGCAUUUAAAAAAAAAAGUUUUUUAUGAACCGCCCUAGUAGGGCAGUAAUUGUUCCUUGCUAAUUUGUCACCCCACUCCAUGAUGGCACCUGGGGUGGACCGUGCGCCCGCUCUUUCCUACGCCCCUGUUAGGAUGACACUUUUCACUGCAGCAUUCGUGAUGAGGCAGAGUCCAGACAUGUACAGGGAUGCUCUGUGAUUGAUUUCUGCAAAUUUCCACCCUGCCCGUUGAUUCUGGAUCUGGAGUCCUGGUCAACCUGUAAUGGAUCUAUUUUUGGUUUCUCUACCCCUUAAUCAAAUUGAGGGGUGGUAGCAGUACACAGGGGUCUCUAGAAAAGUAUUGCUAGUUGGCUAUCAGGUUUCAAGCCCUAGAUGUCGCUGCAGGGAUGAGAGAAAGCACAUGUCUGUAUCCAGUGUUUCAUAGAUUUCUUAGAAUCAUAGUUGGUAGGGAGCAUGAGGGUAAUCUAGUCCAACCCUCUGCAAUGCAGAAAUCUUUCACCCAAUGUGGGGUUUGAGAUGAAGAGUCUCGUGCUCUACUGACUGAGCUAUUCAGGGGUUAUUCCUAUUCAGAGAAGACCCAAUAAAAACAAAGGGCAUGACCAGCUUAGGCCCAUCAAUUUCAAUGGUGAGUAUAGCUUAGUUAGAUACAACCCUUGGAAAAUAUAAUUCACAUGGUUCCUGGCAUCCCUUGAUGCUGCUAAGAUGAUAAUGAAGUCAAUCUCAUAUCGGGUUAAUUUUGAACACCCAGAAGACAUCCUCCAAAUUGAUCCAUUUUAAUUAGACCUAUCCCAAACCAGACAUUUCUGCUUAGGAUGUAUUCAGCUGCUUUUACCUGCUUGUUUAGAGAAUGGAUCGUUUGAAUGUCACGUGAUAAGAAACAUCACCUCCACUCCUGGGCAGCUACUGCAGAGAGUAUUUUUUCCCCAGCAGUAUUCAGAAAUGCAGUACCUUUCAGAAUACUAACAAGCAGCUAUUUGCAGGCAGGCACAAUGAAGCAUAUGGCUCAUUUCCCCCUAGGGCUCUUGAAGAUUGAAUCUUUCUUUUCCUGUUCUCCUAGGGUGAACCUGGUGCCGCUGGUGCUGCUGGUACCCCAGGCCCAGCUGGUCCCAGUGGAAUGCCUGGCGAGAGAGGUAUUGCUGGCAUCCCAGGAGGCAAAGGCGAAAAGGUAAGGCCAAUAAGAGGCAAGCUGAUUCCUGAGCAACAAUUCAUCACAUCCGCAAAGUCGCCCCUGGUGUAUUUUAAUCGCAAGGUCUUCCUCGGUGGGGAAAUGCUGUGGCCGCUCAGUGGUACUGCCCAUGCUUUGUAAGCUGAUAACCCCAGGUUCGGUCCCUGAGUAGCUAUAGUAAUCAAGAGACCCCAUUUUAAGCACUUGUGCUGCAGUAGGAAGCCUUAGGCUCAGCUUUCCUGGCUUAGAAUCAUAUGCGGCAAGUCACUUGGAAACCUUCUGUGUAAUAAGUGACCCGCAAGUUUAAUUCUGUCAAUUAAUUUAUUAUUAUUCUGGUUUAGUUUAUCAAGACCCAAAGUUGAGUACAUAUGUGAGUGAGACUGUGUUUUCCAGGAACGCAACAUCAUAGGCAUCUGCAAGAAAUUGGCUUAGUGGGGAAUAUAGUAAUGGCAAGCACUAAACACUUCCAUUCCUGUCUACAAAAGCAUUCCUGUCUUCUGCUGGCUACCUUUAAAAUUCAUUUCAUAAUGUUAUUCAUGAUUUUUAAAAUAAAAAAUAUUAGAUGAUCUUGAGGGACCUAGCAAUAAUUAUUUGAUGAACUGAGUUCACUGGGAGGUGUUUGUAACAUUCAACUCUCUUGUUCGUGUGGAUCCAAUUCCUUUUCCAGGCAUUGAUAUUAGAAUUGUCUGGUUUAUGGAUUCAGUAAAAAUGGAGAAAAAUUAGGGGUGUUUGUUUUUCCAUCUGCAGAAGACACAACUAAGAGGAUUUUUACCUCCACUGGCAACCCAGAGCAUUGGUAGUUGCAAAGGGGGAGAAAAUAAAGACGCAACAGACAUGAAAAAUGAAAACAAGGAAAUAAUAGAGGACUAAAAAGGAAGAGGGGAGAGGGCUAAGGGAACACUCCACAACAGAGGGUGUUUGAAAAAGGGUGAGGGGCUGCCGGCUCUGCAGGCAAAGGGUGACAUAACUGGGCUCCUGAGCCCCACAGGGGUGCCACAGAAAGAAUGUAGUUGGUUAAAGGAGCCGUGGACUCAAAAAGGUUGAAAGCCUCUGAAUUAGACAGUGAGACUCAGAAUUCAUGCUGCAUCCCGCUUCAUUUCAGGGUCCAACAGGCUUCAGAGGAGAAGCCGGAACUUCAGGAAGAGAUGGUUCACGGGUAAGUAUACUUCUUAAAUUGCUUUAUUUCCUAGGAGCCAAGCCUUCAGUCCUUUUAGUAAUCAAGAGGGGGAGAGAAAAAUAAUUGGAUUUAGGUCCCAAUACAUAGCCCAUUAAUUCUGCACCCAGACCCUUAACCUUCGGUGAUAUUAGCCUGAAGUAAGUUUAGAUCACUGAAGAUCUUGAAAAUACGUCACUGGUAUUAUUAAGGAAGUUAAUGCAACUUGUUUGGACAACUAUUACUUUGAUUUCUGAUGCUGGAUUAAAAAAACCAAAAAACCUGAAAACAAUACAAAACCUUUUUAAAAAACAAAAACUAAAUGUGUCGUUUUUUCAUUUGUGCAAUUUAUCCAUAGCUUGGAUAAUUUUCUUCUGGUGUGGGUUUAACAUGGGGAGAAAAAACACCCUAGAUUCAAACCUGUAAUUCUGCUUGAUUUUUUCAGGGUAUUCCUGGUGCAGUUGGUGCUCCUGGCCCUGCUGGAAGUACUGGCGAAAGAGUAAGUGGCAGACUUUUCAGAUGCUUAGCAGGCUUGCAUUUAGUAUGGGAAGCAGCCAUCGCUCAGUGGUAUAGCAUGUGUUUUGCAUGUAAAAGUCCCAGGUUCAAUGCGUCUCCAGGUAGGGCUAGAGAAAGACUCCUGCUUGAAACCCUGGAUCACAGAAUCCCUGGAUCAGAAUCAUACAAUUGUAGAGUCGAAAGGGACCACAAGGGUCAUCUAGUCCAACCCCCUGCAAUGAAGGGAUCCUUUGGCCAAUGUGGGGCUUGAACCCACAGCCCUGAGAUCCAGAAUCUCAUGCUCUACCGACUGAACUAUCUCCUGGCUGUCAAUGCGGACAGUAUUGAGCUAGAUGGACCAAUCUGGUGGUAUAAGGCAGCUUCUCAUGGAUGAGAUUCACCCCUCCAAUGUUACAGCAUCCAAAUAAAACACAUUGGGAAAAAUAUCAAGAUGUUUGUUUGUGUGAAAGCAUUUAUAAUCCUCUUUAUAUUUUAAAAUAUCUUAGUGGUAGGGAAAAGUUACACAUAACAGAGAAAGUUAAAACAAUACCUACAGUGCAGUCCUACGCAUUGGGUCUUAUCCUAUUUUUUCCUUAUUCCCUGUGCUUUUUCCCCUAAAAAUAAAGAAAUGUUUAGGGGUACUCUCAUUUUGACUCAAGAAAAUCGCCACUUUAUAAUUCAAAUCUGGAAAAAUAAAUACAGAGAAUGGACAAAAGUACAAAGAUUCACAAAAUGUUUAGGGGUAUGCGUACCCCCCAGAAAAAAGCGCUGCUUAUUCCUAUAGCGUUUCUUCCUGUCCAAAGAGCAUCCUAGUAAUUAUCUUAUUCACCAUCUGUGGUUAUUAAUAGUCCCAUUUUACAGAUGGAGAAAUGAACAUAAAUGGCAUGCCCAUAAGAACACAGUCAGCUGAAGGUUGAGCAAAGAUAUGAAUCCAGUUUUGCCAAAUAUGCUAUCUGCUAAGCCAGGGAUGGAGAACCUGUGGCCCUCCAGAUGUUCUUGGACUCCAACUCCCAUCACCCUGAACCACCAUGGUCAGGGAUGAUGGGAUCUGUAGUCCAAAAAUAUCUGGAGGGCCACUGGUUCCCCAUUCUUGCACUAGGCCCAGUUGACUCAACUCUAACACUGCAAUCCUGCACACGUCUACACCGAGUUCAGUGGGUCUUGCUCCCAGAUAAGUGGGUAUAGGAUUGCAGCCUAAAUCAUUGAUCAGGGAUAGGGAACCUGUCACCCUCCAGAUAUUGCUGAACUACAGCUCCUAUUAUCUAUCCCUGGCUGUGCUGGCCGAGGCUGAUGGGAGUUGCAGUUCUGCAACAUCUUGAAGGCAACAGGGUCAACACCCUGGCUUUAGAUUAAUCCCUAUUUAUGCUCUCAGACUUUUCUAUAGAAAUUAGACUGGCUCCCUCCUUGUUGUCAUUCCACCAGCAGGUGAAUACCUUCCUAUUCCAACAGGCUUUUAGGAACUGACUGUUUUUAAGGAAGGCGCUGGUGCUGUGCUGUUUUUCUUGUUGUUGUUAUCUGUGUUUUUAAUAGAUCUGUCCAUCUAGUUUUAAUUCUGUUAGUGUUUAACUGCUUUUUAAUGAUUAUCUUUUUAGCUUUUUCUAUUUUAUCUGUAAGCUGCCUUGAGUCCCAGUUUGGGGAAAAGGCAGGAUAUAACUAAAUAAGAAUAAGAAUAAUUCAGAAAACACCCUAAAAAUGUAAAUAUUCCCCAGGAAAUGAAAUGGUUGAAGGAACAUCCCUACAUCCCUAGUAAAAUAUACGCGUCAACUACCCUGGAAAAAAACAGGACAUCCUGUCUCCCACCCCCCCCCACCCCCCAAGAGCACAAUGGCCAUUUGGGGCUCCUUGCUCUCAUGCCAUUUCAGGCGGAGGCUUAUAAGGACAAUUGCUUGAACACACUUAAAAUUUAAGGCUCGAACUGUACUUUUCAUGAUUUUAUUUUAUUUUUUCCCCUUCUUGGGUGAUAAGUGUAGGCUGCAUGGCUACCUGGCUUUUUACCUGUGUCUGUAUGGUUUUAUAUCUGUUAAGAUCUGGGGUCAAGACCAAUGACUGGAAAUGAAUGGUUUAACUGGUUCCAUACGGUGCCCCCAGAGAGAUGUUAUUUGGCUUACAUUUUUCAAACAGCAGCUUCCCCCAACACCAAGAUCACAAGCAAACAACUACCAUUUUGUCAUGGCAUAGGAGCCUUCAGUGCAAAGAACGCUUGCGCAUCCUUAACAUGGCACUUUGAAUUCAUGGCCAUUCUUUGAUUGAAAAGAAGUUAAGCAUGGUUAAAAAAAUGUUGGAGGGAAAGGAUUACAUUUUGAAAGAUGGCAUUGCGCCUACUCUGUUAUUGUUAUUUACACACCCUUCUCACUAUCUUUGUCUUAGAGGCAAUGAGGAGUCUGGGCUGUAAUUUAAGGGGACAGAACACAUUUUUACAGGGCCUAAAUAGAACACCAAUGAGUUUAACUUACCUUUCUGCCUCAUAUCCAAAUGGCAAAUGAAAUGGCAAAUGUAAUAUGGCAAAUGAAAUACGGCAAACUAGCCAAAAGUGCCUUGGGAUUGAUUGAUUGAUUGAUUGAUUGAUUGAUUGAACCCUUGUUUGUGGCUCUUAUGCCCAAGCCAUUGGGAUCAAUUUGUUCUGAAGGCACCCUGCUGCAAUGCACCUGCUCUCUUGCCUGUGGCACCUGAUGGUUUGAGUUGCAUCAGUGGAUCACCAAGAGGCUGAUGGGUAGAUGCUUCUUCCUUCAGCCAUGGAGUUGCAGUAGAAGACGGCCUGGUGCGUAUCCUAGCAACAUGAAUCCUUUGUGUGUUUGUUUUAGGGCGAAGCCGGUUCCGCUGGCCCCGCUGGCCCUGCUGGUCCUCGUGGAAGUUCUGUAAGUAGUGGAAUAAUUUCUUUUAAAAGUGUGAUACGAACAGGUUCUCGGAAGCUUUGAUAUGAAAUGGCGAUUAGCUUUUCUCACUGGGAUGUGUUUUGGUUCUCCUCCCCUACCAUAGGGUGAACGUGGUGAGGUUGGCCCUGCUGGUCCUCCUGGAUUUGCCGGCCCUCCUGUAAGUAUGAAGGGAAAGAUUGGCUUUCACGUGGUUUUUAAUAGUUUGGGGCUAUAAUGCAUUUUGAGUAACAUUUCUCCCCUCUUGACUUUUUAAGGGUGCAGCUGGUCAGACUGGUGCUAAAGGUGAAAGAGGCCAGAGAGGACCUAAAGGAGAACAAGGCCCACAAGGUGCUGUCGGGUCUGUUGGCAACUCUGGCCCCUCUGUAAGUCAAAUGAAUUUUAUAUUAAACUCUCCUCACCUUCUGAUCUGUGUAGUCUCUUUGGAUUUCAUAGUGCUACAUCCAUAAACGCAUUGCAUAGCUGUGAAGCAGAAUCCUUGUGUGGUUCAAAUCUAGAAUUACUGUUAGGCUGAUUUGUGAAGUGCCUAGAAUUUUUUCCAAAGAACAGGAACAAAGCAUGCCAUUCCCAAAAGGUCUAGAUUGCCUUCGGCACUACAUUUGGAGGAAUUCGGAGUUAGGUAAACCUUGCAGGGGUGGGGAAUCUGUGGCCUUCCGGAUGUUGAUGAACUCCAGCUCAAAUCAACUCCUGCCAGCAUGGCCAGUGGUCAGGAAUGAUGAGACUUGUAUUCCAGCAGCAACUACAUGGUCCUUACUCCUUCCUUAUAAGCUAUUUUCAAAGAGUUAAUAUAUAAAUGCUAUAGAUUGGUGGUAAGGAACCAAUACCAGUGGCCAUCUUUCUGGAUAGAUUGUGUAUAUACAGUAUUUCCAGAGGAGUUUUGACAUACACGGGUGACGCUGUGCGUUAAACCAUAGAGCCUAGGACUUGCUGAUCAGAAGGUCGGCGGUUCGAAUCCCCACGACAGGGUGAGCUCCCGUUUCUCGGACCCUGCUCCUGCCAACCUAGCAGUUCCAAAGCACGUCAAAAUGCAAGCAGAUAAAUAGGUACCGCUCCGGCGGGAAGGUAAACGGCGUUUCCGUACGCUGCUCUGGUUCAACAGAAGCGGCUUAGUCAUGCUGGUCACAUGACCCAGAAGCUGUACGCCGGCUCCCUUGGCCAAUAAAGCGAGAUGAGCGCCGCAACCUCAGAGUCGGCCACGACUGAACCUAAUGGUCAGGGGUCCCUUUCCCUUUACUAGCACUCCUGGUAUAUCACUGAUAAAUUAUCACAAGCAUGAUCAAUUCAUUGAAUGAAGAGUAGUACUUUGAAGAGUAUAUGAGUACUGACUGAACUGAAAUGACCGCUGGGAGGAGUGCAGAGAGAAGAAAUGCUGUGGUGCAGAGAAACCAGCCGCCUUCAUCUGCCCCAGCCGCAACAAAACAUGUCUCUCGCAUAUUGGUUUCUACAGCCACAGCAGGCGCUGUAACUUCCCAACAGUUUGACUUUACCCCCAAUGGCGCACUCCUCCAUUGUCUCUCGAGACAGAUGGGUGCCAACAACAACCGACUGAACAUUGUAACUCGUAUGUUAAUUUUUCUGCCUGUGGUUGGUAGUAUAUGAACCACCACUGUUCUUAGAAAAAUGAUCUCAUGUACGAGGUAGUGGUAAUGUCAACACUCUUCAAAACCAAGUUAGCAACUUAGGGAUGGCGUCUUGUCCACGUUAUGACUACUGUUACAAAGUAGUGGUGUGUUGCUGGACUACAAAUCCCAUCAUCAUCCCACCACAUUGGCCAUUGGAGUCCCAACACCAACAUCACUGGGAGGGCCACAGGGUUCCCCAUGCCUGCAUUAGAGUAUGAAAUAGUGUCUGAUCCUCCUUUCAAUAAGUCAGUAGCAUAGCUUUCAUUAAUUUUUAACUCCAAUCAUGAUCAAGCCAAUAUUUGACAGCUAGAACUUUGCAGUACUCUACUUAUCUUCAUUUUUCCUACUCUUUCUUCUUGUAUAUAGGGUCCCGUUGGCCCUGCUGGUCCCACUGGAGGUCGUGGUGAUUCUGGUCCACCUGUAAGUGUAGAAACUUAUUAUGUUGAUGCUCCUACAUCCACCCUCCUACUGGUCCUUGUAAGUCCUGAUCUCUUCUUUGAUCUUUUUCCCCCCAACAGGGUGUCACUGGUUUCCCUGGUGCUGCUGGAAGAUCCGGACCCCCUGGCCCCGCUGUAAGUAGCCAUUGAGAACACUCCAUCUGUAAAUUUAAACAAGGUAGAAUACAUACAGGGUCUGGUGCUUCUAAUUCCUCUUUGCAAAGAACGAUCCUGGAUAACUGGGGUUCUUUGGAACCUUGUCAACAGUUGUUUGAAAAGAUCUGAAGUAGUGGGCAAGCUUCUGUGAAAGUUAUCCAUCACUACCAACCUUCUCCAGCAAAUAUGCAGCCAUUGAGUACAUGACACGGUGACAAUUAGGCUCAACAGGUCUUCCCAAAACCCUGGUUUAACAGAAGGGUUAUCUAUACAGUGCAUAUGAAUGAAUGAAUGUGACUAAGAAAACUCCUCUCUCCUUUACUCAAAGCAGCACUAGAAGAAGGGAAUUUGGGUGGGAGGCUGCUUGACCCUUCCCCAACAGCCUCUGAAAUCCCCCUCCCUGAAAUUGCUUUUCCACCCACAAAUUUCCAUACUACUUUCCUCUCACAAAAAUAUUGCCUUAACAUUUGGCUGGAGAGGGGCUGGAUUAACCAGCUUCCUGUAAAGUUACGGGGGUGGGGGAUGUAAGCAUCCCCUCCUCACUCUUUACUCCGUAUUGUCCCGUCCUGUCCUCCCUAACACUUGCUUUCAUUUGAAGUGUGCUCCUGGAGUUCUCUUGUACACAUUUGCAUAUCAUAUGCCACUGAUCCUUGGAUAGAACAUGCUCCAGAAUCCUGCACCAUGUGUAAAGUUUCUAUGGCAGAGCUCCUGGAAUUCCUCAACUGGACAAGUCGGUGUGGAAAGUGUUCCCUGUAGAUAGGAAACCUGGAAAACGCUGCUGUAGAAACCUUGACGAAAGGAGUCCAUUAAUUCCAUGUGAUCCUCAGGAGCAAGCUUGUUGUAAUUAGUUGUUGUGGUGUUGUUGUUGUUUUUGUUUCUCACCAAGAAUUUUUGUCAGUUCUUUGCUAUCUGGUUUAAUAUUUUGCUCUCUGUGAACUGGUUACACCAGCAAUGUAACCAUGGGCAUUUAUUUACCUGUCUACUUUAUCCCUAGGGUAUCACUGGUCCCCCUGGCCCUCCUGGCCCAGCUGGCAAAGAAGGUAUCAGAGGCCAACGUGGUGACACCGGUCCAGUUGGCCGUGCUGGUGAACCUGGUAUUGUUGGGCCACCUGGAUUCAGUGGAGAGAAAGGUCCAAGUGGAGAAAGUGGUGCUGCUGUAAGUUAUUACAAAUAAUUCAUUUUCCUUCCUUUUCAUCAUUUUCAUUAUCAUUAUUAUUACCCAUUGUUCAGCAAGGUAAAAUUCAGAAUUAAAAACGGUUCAGAUCAGUCAUGCCUGAAUACCAGUUCUUAGGCCUGCCUUCACCAACCUGGUGCCCUCCAGAACUACAACUCCUGUCUGUCCCCAGCCAGCACAGCGAUGCUGCCUGGGGCUUAUGGAAGUUCAGUCCAUAACAGCUGGAGAGAGGCACCAGGUUGGCCAAGGCUGUGUUAGUCAUUCUUGCCGUAUUUCUCAGAAAUACAGACAUCAGCCAACACAGCCCAUGAGUGUGUGUUCUUCAAAGCAUAUAGGAAUCUCCCUUUUAAGUACGUGCAGACAUAAACCAAUGCAUCAGUACCAUUCAGGUCUUCUGCUGGAUUGGAGUGACAUGGCUUCUCUGAGUUCUGCUUCUUUUUUUUACUCCAGGGGAAUAUGUCACUUUCUUCAUGAGCUUUGCUGCUCUCAGUAGGACUGCUUUCAGCAAGGUCCUAUUCAAACUUUAUUUAUUUGAAGUUGUUUUAUUUAUACAAGCCCAUCCUUAAGUAGCAGGAUGAAGUCAAGGAUAUAUAUAAUCUUGAUUUUCAAUAUGUAGGGCUUCAGAAUUCUGUGCAUUGUGUGGACUUUCAACCUUCCAUGGUAGCCAGGGCAAGAAUUCCACAAAAUGUUUGGACACAAUGGAUUGCCCAUUGCACCGGAUGAUGAUGUGGCUCACGCCCCCAAAUCUGUUGUGAAUAACCUAAAAAAAGAAAAAAUGCGUUUAAGUGAAGACUUUGAAAAUAUCUGUCCUUGCAUCAAAUAGUACAAAAGUAUUGAUGUGCAUAUAAAUUGGUCUCAGCAAAUUCUAAGCUAAAUCUUUGUAGCCAUUGGCUGAAUUCACAACCAUAAGGUCAAUAGCCUUAUUUACACAAUUUAAGGAAGGAAUCAGUGCCUGUUAGCAAAGGGCAUCACUUGAUAGUUGGGGGGGGGGCUGCUGGUUCUAGGUGCUGCCCCUGGAGAAUGGCUAGCAUAAUCCACCAUGGAUCAAUGAUGUCAUUGGCCUACACCACCACUAAGAAUUGCUAGUCGUUCUCCAGGUGUGGCAACUGCAGCAUGAAGUCCCACUUUCUGCUGGUUUCAUUGGCCCUGCAAGUGGCAAAUAAUGAAUAUGUUUUAAUUUAAUUUGCUAUUGAGGUCAUUAGGCUUAUUCUGGCAUUGCCAUGCGGUCCCAUUCCCAAACUUAAACAAGAUGAUCUGAAACAGAAUAAGGAUUCCAAGGCAAGGGUACAGGUUGCCUGAUUUGUCUUUAAGAAGGCUGGAUAACCUUAAUCUGAGUACAUCAGAAGAGAUACGUGCACAUCUGAGAUCAAAUUAAGUUUCCAAAGGAGACGGGAAGAACCUGUUUCAUUUAUGUUACAAAUUGGAAGUUUGCUAGUCUGCAAAUAGGAUCUGAAAAUUUUAUUCUGCUCUUUUCUUCAUGUAGGGUGCCCCUGGUUCCCCUGGUCCUCAAGGUCUUCUUGGAGCUCCUGGUAUCCUUGGUAUUCCUGGCAGCAGAGGAGAACGUGGUCUCCCAGGCAUUGCUGGAUCACUUGUGAGUACCAUAUUUGCCAAGUCUUCAGCUAGAUGGCAGAUAUGCUUUGUCUGGAAUUAGAAUUCAAUGCUGAACUCUUGGUUUUUUUAACCUGGAGGAGAAACACAGUGUAAAGUUGCUCCUUUGGAGUUGUGCGCUUCUGUCUUAUGGCUUGCUCCUACAAGUGCGUUGUGGCACUGUUUCAUAGGAUGUGCCAUUGGGUACCAAUGCUGGUGUGGGAGUUCAGCUGAUGCCCUCAAGCUAGCUGCCUCCUAAGGGUGACUGUACCAUUCUGGCAGGACAUGUACCAGAAAUUCCCUGAAGGAAGGUCCGGGAUUGGCUGCUGCUUGGCAAGUGGGAACCGGUUAUAUGGUCCUGCCCUGUCAGCUGUUCAACCAAUCACGUUUUUGCCUUGGCAGUGGAAACUCUUGCUUGCACCGCCAUAGCCGGAACAGACUCAGAAGUUUAGUCUGCACAUGUAUCAUAAGCAAGAGCUGCUUUCUGUCGAGCUGCGGUAUAGAACAUCCUAUAGGAUGUCUGGUGUUGGGCAGGUAAAAACCUGGCUCAGGUGAAAAGGGAGUUUGCAGGCACUGCUGACCGGUAGUACCUGCAAAGCCCAUUUCAAAGUACUGUGCUAAAUAGCACUUUGAAAGGGGCUUUUGGAGACCCCUACAGGCCAAAAAAAACCCUCACCUAACAUCAUUGUGACAUCAAACUUGGCUUACCAGCGGCUGGUGGGUAAGGAGAUAACAUUCCGGGCUAAAAUAAGGUUACCAGAUUUUUUCCAAGGAAUCUAGGGACACUUUUUUUUAAAGACAGACAAAAAGUUAUUUUUUAAAAAGUUAUUUUUUUAAAAAAAUAAGAAAUAAUAUUUUCUCUUCUGUGAUCUCCUCUGGGCCCCGGCCUGCUCUCUUGGAGCUCUAGCAGCCAUGGAGUAGGCUCGGGUUGGGCCUGGGCUCGGCCACCUGUCCUUGCCCUCCCGGUGCUCUCCUACCUCUCUUCCUCAGCGGUGGCAGCGGCGCGGCAAGGAUGGGGCUCCCCUCUUUUUUCUCCUUCCUCUUUCUCUCUCUUCCUUCUUCUUCUCCUCUCCUCCUUCUCCCAGUGUCGGCGCCAGGGUUUUUCUGGCCCCGGGACGCCACUGGGCAGUCGGCCAGGUGGCUGGGUGCUCUCCCUCCUGACUCCAUGUCAGCGGUUCCCCCAGUUGACGUACGGGGCGUCCCCAGUUCCCCCUCGGCAGUGGUGGCAGCAGUGGCAGUCUCAGCAGCCCAGAGCCAGCCUGGUAGCGCAGUUGGCUCUGGCUGGCUUCAGGAGCUGCACGCUGCUGGGGCGCCCGCCAUUUUGCCUCGCCGGAAGUCCCCAUAUGAUGUGUCUUGUGCUGUUGAACCAGUCACGCAACAUUCAUUCCCUACUAAUAAAUCUACAAUGCUUAAAAUAUAAAUCCGGGGACAUUAAAUAAAAUCUGGGGACAUUCCGGGGAUUUUGUCCGGGGGCAGAUUUGUAAAUCUGGGGACUGUCCCCGGGAAACGGGGACAUCUGGUAACCAUAGGCUAAAAAGAUUCUUCCACCCCUGCUGUAGAGCAUCAAGCAUCAGCUGAAAGUUAUAUAGUAGUCAAAUAAUGAAUGGCAAAUAGGAUGUAUUGAAUAUUUUGCUAGUUAAGUAUACGAACAGCAAUGAAAUGUAUCCCUGCUAUUGUUUUCAGGGUGAGCCUGGACCCCUUGGUAUUGCUGGUCCCCCAGGUGCCCGUGGCCCAUCUGGUCCCGUGGGUUCCCCUGGUGUGAAUGGUGCCCAGGGCGAAGCUGGUCGUGAUGUAAGUAGACCUUUUUGGUCAUAAGUGGGGGAAAUAGAGGUGGGGAAGGUGGAAUUCUAAAUUUUCAGCAGCAUUUAAAAUCACAUUUGAAGGUUAUUUAACACAGCUGUUUUUCUUUCGCAUGAAGGUUUUUGUUUGUUUGUUUGUGAUUAAUUUUUUAAUUCAGUGACAUGGAAGUGGGAUCAAUGAAUAGGAUAGCAGUUGUAAUGUACUUUGCAUGUUGAAGUGUGCUUUGGAAGUCGUUGACAGCAAUGCACUUGAUCCUAUAAAGUGAUGCGUCCCCAUGCUCCACUAGCUGCCAUUGUAGGAAACCUCACAGUGACCAUAUACAGAUAAUCAUGUCUCAGCUUAAUAAACUGAGGUCUGAACUAUACACUUGGCCAUUUUGUUCCUCCCUUUGUGCGAGUGAGAAAACAAACCAGGAAAUCUUACAUUGACUAUAAUUUCCCAUUUCAUGUAGGCUUGAAAAUUACAGUUAGCAGCUUUAGAGCAAGAUAGUAUAUUCAGCCAUGGUUUGAAAUUGGCUUAAUAUGAUGUCUUGUUCCUUAGAUGUUAGCCAUAUUUCCUGAUCUGUACAAUCAGGAAUGAAGUUUUCUGGGUGAUAUAUAAUCAUCUUUUUUCCCCUCUCACCACUAAGGGAAGAGUGAAUGGGCUUCAUGUGUGGCCAAAAGGCUCACUUAUAAGGUAGUUUAUUAAGCCAAUAUAUGAUUAUCCAAACUUGCCCAUUGAGAAUGUGGCUCCCUCAGCCUGAAAAGUGAGAUGAGCACCACACCCCAUAGUCUCCUUUUGAUGGGACUUAACCGUCCAGGGGUCCUUUACCGUUUUUUGUUUUUUUUUUCCUUCAUGUACACAGUGAGGAAGAAAUGAUAACAUGAAAAGAUAAGAAGGGGGGGGGAAUAAUAUUUCCAUUAAAAUCACACAGUUCUCAGAACGUUCCAUUACUUUUGGUCUGAUGAAAUAAAGCUGUAAUAAAAUAAAAUGCAUAAAUAGAGUGCAGAAAAAAUGGAUCAAUCUAGAACUGUAGAAAUCUAGAAAUAAACUAAAUCCAUCCCUCUGAAAUGAGUAAUUAGGGGAGAAAUGGUCACAAUGAAAGAAUAAAGUGUGGCAGAUUAUUCCACUUGGACCUGUUCUGUGGUUUGGAGCUGGGGGCAGGAGGGAAGUACAGAACACGCUGUCAUUCCCCUGUCAGUAAAGUAAAGCUUUUUUUCCAUGUCGUGUGUGAUGUUAAGAUUAUAUUUUUCUUCACAGGGAAAUCCAGGUAACGAUGGUCCUCCAGGCCGUGAUGGUACUCCUGGUUACAAGGUAAUCCCGUUUUCCCCUUCUCUAGGCAGAAGUGAGCCUGUGCUUGCUACAAGCUCAUGCCUUUGGACUUCCAUUUAGGGAAGUCUCCAGGUAUUUAGUUGUAUGUCGAGAUUGAUAUGAAAGUUGUACAACUGGGGGGUGGGCGGAAGGGGGGGUGGGAUGUGUUGUUUUUCUGUCUCUGUAUUAAAAAUGCAAAUAAAAAAAUUAAAGGUCUUCCAUUUGUCCUUUGCCUUCGUCUUUUCAGGGUGAACGUGGUGCUCCUGGCAACCCUGGUCCCUCUGGUGCUCUCGGUGCCCCUGGCCCCCACGGCUCUGUUGGCCCUGCUGGCAAACCUGGAAAUCGUGGCGAACCUGUAUGUGACUUCUAUCCAUUUCAUAAAAUCAAAAGUCAGAUGUAAUCUAUCAGGGCUGCAUUCGAAAGGCUCGGUCCCCAAGACAUGUUUAUUGAUUGCACCUUUUUCCUCCAAGGUGCUCAAGGGUGGUAUGCAUGACUUUCCCUUUUCCUUGUUUAAUGCCCACAGCAACCCUGUGAGGUAGGUAAGGCUGAGAGGCAGCGACUGGCCCAAGGUCAAUGAGCUUCGUUUCCUAGUGAGGAUUUGAACUCUGGUCUCACAUAUCCAAGUCUGACACUGUAACCACUACACCACCAAUGGGUGCCUCCCGCACUGAGAAGCCCUACAGGCAGUCUACCUGGUGGCAUUGAGAAGCUUGGCCAAAACCUUUAGGAAGGGGUGGGAUUCUAUGCAUUUAGUUGACCUGUUGUAGUUUUGUAGUAGACUUAACUGCUUAUGGAAUGGGUUGGGUGUUAGAUACCAGGCAAGUAGGAUUUACUGCAGAACGUCACAGUGUGGACUGCUCCUGUCCAGUGUUGGCCAGCCAUGCUGUCUUCUAGGGUACUCCAUUGCACCUGCUUCCAGUGGGCACUUAGAAUUGUGUGGCCACUGAGCAUGCUCAGUCCUUAUUAAGCCGGGUUUUUAUAGCGAGGGUGCAUCUUAAAUAUUUUUGUACAAACCAGCACCUUCCUUUUCUCAGUGGCCCCAUUUGGAUUGCUGUUCUGUUGUUGAUCACCAGCUGAGUUUGCUAUUAGAUGGAGAGAUAAUUUUGUUACUGCAGUGAGCCCUGAAGGCUUACCAAGGCGUGAGAAAUGUUAUCGUUGAUGAUGAUGAUAUUUUGGUCUACAUUCAAUGCCUGAUCCCUAAAGCACACCCUCUCAUCAGUCUACACAUGCACAAUUCCCCUAACUACCAUUCAUCCCAUCUAGUAUUUUCCCCUUAUAUCCUGUCCAAUAAGAAGAGUAUUCUGUUCCUUGUAUCAAUAAGACUUCCAUCUUCCAGCUUUUCUCAGACCUAAAAUCUGGCCCUUGCACUUCUGUGUUGUGAUGAGGAAGGGAAUUACAGGUGUUAACCCUGAAGCUUAGUGAAUAGUAGGGUGGUGCUGUUCUUUCAUCCCUGUUUUCUGCAUGGUGGGUGCCCACUAUUUGCCUGGGAGCCCUACACUACUCAAAACUUGGCAUAAUGGCUAGUACCAUCCUGUAAACUAUGGCCAAGCCCUCCACUGUAUCGCUGAACAUUCCACUACUGCCAAUUCAUUGUAAAAGAAAGCAGCGGGGAUCACAGUAUUCCUUCUUGAUUCUCAUUGAUGUGGUACCAGUGCGCUUCCCAUUUCGUCUCCAAUGAAUGAAGACAACCUGUUGUCAAGCGGCUGUGAGCUGCCACAUCACUCCCCGCUGUGGCAUUAGUUCUCUGUACGGUUACACUUUUUGGCUCCCUUGAAACAGAAGUCCCUUUGCAACCAGACCUCCCAAAACAGGGCCUUCUGAAAAUGCCAUGCAUGCUCUUUCAUUCCAGCAGCCAUUUGCUAUGACUGGCUUUGGGUGUUCUCUUCAUCUUUGGUGAACAGGAAGUGCAAGUGACUUGAACUUACAGUUCAGUGCAUUUGAUAAUGCACUGAACUAUCCCAGCUCUUCCCUUAGCAUGUGCUUCCAAUGAAGGAAGGGACAAAAACUACCUAAAGUCACACUUUGGGCAUUGUGGCCAAAAGAAACGCAGAGGACAUGAAGUGUGAACCACUUGUGCUUCCUGUUCUUGUCCAUAUUAUGAAUGUAUUGAGCCACCCUUGGGUCAUUCCUUUGUUGGUCAAGGAAAGGGAGCUUUGUCAUCACAAUCUACAGUGAGCAGUUUCUCUAACUGUGCUUUGUCACCAUUUCAGGGUCCUGUUGGAAUUGCUGGUCCUGCUGGUCCUGCUGGUGCAAGAGGUCUUGCUGUAAGUUCGGAUUUUGUUUCGCUUCUGUAAUUAUGUCCUUUUGGUAAGAAGUCCCAUGAUGAGGACAGGAAUGGAGAUCUGGGUUCUGGAAAUCAAGUCAGAGGGUUGUAUAGAUCAUGGGGAAAUUUUGGCAUGAGUAGGAAGUUUAGAAUAUGGUAGUGGUCUUUCCCUUUGGUUGAAAGGUUUUAAGAUUGCAAUGGUGGGGUACCUAGCCUAACUCCCAUUCCUUAUGUGAUUGACUUGUGAGCCCUUUGAGGACAAAGAGAAAGCAAGCGUUGAGUGUAGUAAUUUUGAGAUGCAGGCUCAUCAAAAUGGACACAACCUGCUAUACGACUUAAGGCUGGAUAUAAGCAAAAACCAAUGCUUAGGAAACUUUCUAGUCCCAAGCAGGGCUUUUCUUUAGCUGGAACUCACCAGAACUCAGUUCCAGCACCUCUCAGGUGGGCACCAUUACCAUUCUAAGAGAACAAGGGAGGCAUUCAUGGUGAGUUCCAGCACCUCUUUUUCUAGAAAAAUAGCACUGGUCCCAAGCGAGGACUCAGGCUGUUCCUACUUAGACCAGAUCAGUGGUAGAGUAACAGAUUGGCAAAAAGGAGAGGGACCCUGAGACAUUUUGAGCCGCAGUCCUUGCUCAGCAGAAUUGUUUUUAAACAGAGGUAAAUCUGCUUUCUAGACAUGAAAAUGUUCCAAAAGCAAACGUACUUGUGUGUGUCUAAACAAACUCUGCAGGUGGAAAGCUCCCUGCAAAGAUUCUGUUUUUCACUUUUCCCUUUUUAUGCCCUCCACAGGGCCCAGCAGGUCCACGUGGUGAGAAAGGUGGUCCUGGUGACAAGGGACCCAGAGGCGCACCUGGCUUCAAGGGACACAAUGGACUUCAGGGUCUGCCUGGCAUUGCUGUAAGUGUGUUGUUCGCCCAAACAAUGGGGCGAAACAGCAACAGAAAUAAUAUAGCCUCCCUGAUAAUCAGCACAUUCACAGGGCCCUGCAUCAUUGGUAGCACGUUCUAAGGCCCUUCGGGAUUAGUCUGUGUGAAGGAGCUGUGGUUUUGCCUUUUCACACUAGAAGGAGUGAGACUUGGUCCACAUAGAUCAACAUCGACGACUCAGACUGGCAGCAGCUCUCUGUAGAGUUGUCGGCAUUUCCUUUCCAUUAGGCCAGCAAUUAAUGUUCAGAAGCAGAGACGUUGUGUAUGACUGAAGCCCAUCUAGAAAUCCUGCCCCAGUGCCCAGAUACAUGGGGGCAGGCGGUGGUUAUUCAGUGAGGGGGGCGAGAGACCAUAUAUGCUCAAUGGCAUGUUUGUCGUCAUUAUCACUUCCUGUUUCUCAGGGAUGGGACUGGACAUCCUGUUAUAAGGACAGCGAACCAGUCGUCCUUCAGAUGUCCUCAGCCUCUGACUUCCAUCACCCCUGACCACAACCUGGGCUGGCUGGGACUGAUGGGAGUUGGUUCAAUAACAUCUCGAGUUUUCCUUACCUUCUGCACCCUGCCCUAUUUGUUUAAAACAAAAACAGAUUUUGAGAAUCAAAAUAAGCCCUCCAUUAUAUUCCCUCCCCACCAUGAAUUUGCCAUUUGUGCAAGGAUGAAUAUUCUGCAUGGAAACAGGUUAAUACAGGAGUAAAUCAUGUUUUAAAAAACCUCUCUCCUUCCAACAGGGUCAUCAUGGAGACCAAGGUUCACCUGGUGCUACUGGACCUGCUGGCCCAAGGGUAUGUGAACACUCUCCCUUUGUGUGGGAUAUUGAACAGUCUUCUUCUUGUUGUUGUUGUUUGAAAAAAGUGAUUAUAUAUUUCUACAUUUCAUUGCUUUGGUGGUGUACUAAUCUGCGGGUGUUUCUUUGCUUGCUUCCUUCAGGGCCCUGCAGGUCCUUCUGGUCCUCCUGGCAAAGAUGGCCGCAACGGUCUUCCUGGACCGGUUGGACCUGCUGGUGUGCGUGGCUCUCAGGGUAGCCAAGGACCUUCUGUAAGUAUGAAACUGGAUGCUGAGGGUAUGGGGCUGAAACCAUCAAUUUUAACACAAGUGGCACCCGGCUUUCCGUGUUUGCUCAGAAGGAAGUCCCACUGCAUUCAGUAGGGAUAACUCCCAGGUAAGCGUGUAUAGCAGGAGUAGCCAAUGUGGGGCCCUCCGGAUAAUGUUGAACUACAGCUUCCAUUCCCCCCCCCCAAUUAUUGCCACAUGGGCUGAGGCUGAUGCAAGCUGGAGUCCCACAUCACCUGAAUGGCUACCCCCAGGACACAGGAUUACAGGCUUGAGUUGCAACCCUAUGCAGUUUUCCUGGGAGGAAGCCCCAAAGAAUGCAGUGAAGCUUACGUCUGACCAAACUUGCAUAGGACAGUGUUUCUUUAUUCUAUUUCAUAAAAUGUAUAUGCCACUUUAAUGUUAAAAAAAACCAAACCAAAACCUCCAAGCAAAUGUGUUAUUAGUGCAUUUAGUUUGCGAAACUUUAUUGGGUUUGUAUUUUUAAUUUAUUGGGGGGUUUUGUUUUGUUACCAUGCUAUUUGUAUUUUCAUAUUAUUAUUAUUAUUAUUAUUAUUAUUAAUUAUUAUUGCAAACUGCCCUGUGAUCCUCAGAUGAAAAGCGGUAUAGAAAUUUAACCAAUAAUAAAAAAGAAAAUAUUAUUUUCUUAAGUUCUACAAUUCCAGAGGCAUGCUACAUGAGAGUGAGCCACACUGAACACAAUGGGACUUGCUUCUGAGUAAACAGAUGUAAGAUUGCCCUGUAAAUGUUUGAAAUAAAAUGGCUCCCCUUUUAUUUUACUUUCUAGCCCUAAUUGGGCAUUAUACAGUUACCAGACAUGUGAGGAAGAGCAGAGACGAGCAUGCCAUCUCCACUCCCUCUGUCAUGUCACUUGGCCAAUCCCUGCCACCCUUCACAUAUUAGAGGGCAAAUGUCUGCAUCAGGGGACCCUGAUGUCCUCACAUGGGUCCCUUGCACAAGUUAGAAGCCUGAUCAGAAUUUUAGUUAUGAUUUUUUUUGGGGGGGGGGAGCAGCAUCAAACCUCUUCUCCACUAUGUGCUGAAUUCCCAGUUAAAAUUGCCCCCCCCCCCGGUGCCUGUCAUUAAAUUUUCAAAAUGCAACAUAAGUAGAAGAAACUCAAUUAAUGUGGAACAUUGUUUGGCCAUCGUCUGGUGUUCAUAUUACAUUUGACCUCACUCUUGCAAGACAGUGGUCAUGUUGAACCAGGCAAAGAGUCCACGCUCUCUGCUUAGUGAGUGCUUCAUUAAGACUACAUGUUUGGUGUCCAGCAUCCACUGCCUCAUCACUAGGGUUAAUGAACAUGGGCCACUUCUAUAAUAGGCCCCAGAGGAACCAUUUGAUGCGCCUUGCACUGUGUUUAGGCUCUUCGUGGGGAGAAGGGGUUGGACUUUCUGCACAAUUGAGUGAACUUGAUUUAAACAAAGGCAUGUUCAUUUCUGAACAUUUUUAGGGUCCACCAGGCCCACCUGGCCACCCUGGCCCACCUGGUCCCAAUGGUGGUGGAUACGAAAUUGGCUAUGAUGCAGAAUACUACCGGGCAGAUCAGCCAUCUCUUAGACCCAAGGACUAUGAAGUUGAUGCCACCCUGAAAACAUUGAACAACCAAAUCGAGACCCUCCUGACCCCAGAAGGCUCCAGGAAGAACCCAGCCCGCACCUGCCGUGACCUAAGACUCAGCCACCCAGAAUGGACCAGUGGUAUGUUAGUGCUAGAUGCUUGACCCAGUGGCUUGCUGACCAUGUAAUGCACUCGUGGGUGGGUGGCCAAUGGAAAUCUGUGUGUGCCAUUUGUCCAUGCAGCUGCCAUUCUUCCUUUUGUCUGGGAAACCUUUUGGUAGUAGCAGGGAGAGGCAGGUGGACAAACUACUAGACCAGGAACAGCCAAGUUUGUGCCCUCCAGAUGUUGAUGGACAACAAUUCCCUAGCUAUUGACUGUGCUGGCUGAGGCUGAUGGGAGUUGUAGGCUGACAGCAUCUACAGAGCAUCCUGUUGGUUACCCCUGCAUUAGACUGUCUUUGUUGCUCUCACAUAACUCUAUCAGCUGUGUUGGGCUAAGAACAGAUGGAGGAUCAAAUUUUUCUAUCUCCAUAAUAAAAUCUCUCCUUGUAGACUGCAGGAAUUGUAUUUAUCAACACAGCCAGCCCCAGCCCCCAAAUAAGCCCAUAUCAGGGGUUAUGGCUUUUUAUUUAAAACUACUGGAUCUCCCCCUCCUUUCUGUUCCAAACCCACACCUAAUUCCUCUCCACUUUUAGCCCUUCACAUCAACAAGUUAAUAAAUGGUACAACUAGAUUUAAACAAUAACCAUUAGUCACAUGUAAGUGAUUUUUAAAAAGGGGGGAUUUAAGGUUUCUGUAUUGUCCGUACUUGUACUGUUCCUAUGGCUGCAGCAGUGUGAGUAUUUAACAUGAAGAUGGGCUUACUGUUGCUUUUUAAAAUGAUAGGCUUCUACUGGAUCGAUCCUAACCAAGGCUGCACCAUGGAUGCCAUUAGAGUUUAUUGUGACUUCUCCACUGGUGAGACUUGCAUCCAUGCCAAUCCAGAAAGCUUCCCAGCUAAGAACUGGUACACCAGCAAGAACCCUGCCGAAAAGAAACACGUUUGGUUUGGAGAAAUGAUGAAUGGCGGUACUCAGGUGAGUUUCCAUACUGCAUCCAUUAUGAGAAAUGUGUUCUCUAAGGCCAAAAACAUUCUAGUAAGGAAGGCAAAAACCCCACUGAUUAUUUUUUAAUCCACACAACAGAUACAUUAACCCUGUUCAUAAGAAGGGCUCCCUGGCUGGAUCAGACCAGCAAACCAUCUAUUCCCACAUGUUGCUUCCAACAGAGGGUGCAUUUUGAUACAGGGAGUUUGUGACCCUCCAGACCCACUGGACUCCAAUCCUUCAUUGUCCCCAGCCAUAGCGACUAUCUGGAGAUUAUGGAAGUUUCCGUCCAGUGACAUCUGGAGUUGCACAGGUUUCCCACCCCAAGACUACCACCUCUGAAUCUCAAACUUCCAUUUAGCAUCAUGAAUUAUCGCCAUGGAUAGGGAUUGAGUGGGAUGAGGAAACAAACUCCCUGCUGCUGCUGCUGCUGCUGCUGCUGCUGCUGCUCCUUCUUUGGCCAGUGAUGCUUUGCCUGGAGCUUCCCAGUGGCCUUGGACAAAACUUAGUUUUGACGAUUUCUUCUCAAAUGCUGGUGGUACUCCGCCCCACCCCCCAAUUGCCUUGCCCUUCAGAGGCCAAGGUGUUCCAAGUUGACUUAUGUGCAAAAUGUAUUUCAUAAUAUGCGUGUGAUUUUUGACUGAAGCUUUCCCCCUCCCUUCCGUUUUUAGUUUGAGUACAACGAGGAAGGUGUAACCACCAAGGACAUGGCCACCCAACUUGCCUUCAUGCGACUACUGGCUAACCAUGCUUCCCAGAACAUCACUUACCACUGCAAGAACAGCAUCGCUUACAUGGAUGCAGAAACAGGCAGCCUGAAGAGCGCUCUGUUAGUGCAGGGAUCCAACGAUGUCGAACUCCGAGCUGAAGGCAACGGCAGGUUCAUGUACAAUGUUCUUGAAGACGGCUGCUCUGUAAGUACCAGUUUCUUCCUGCUUAUCAAUAUCUUUGAGUGUUACUGCCCUCCUACAGAGCCAGGUCACUUAAUGUACUUGUUAGAAUAGGGAGUCGUUAAGGGUUAUUUUGUUUAUGCAAGGUAAGUCUUCAGCUUUUUCAAGCACCUGUGAAAGGCACUACUAAAAUCUCUCCCUAUUGUAACACCAAGGGACAAGGGUGGCGCUGUGGGUUAAACCACAGAGCCUAAGGCUUGCCUAUCAGAAGGUCGGUGGUUCGAAUCCCCGCGACGGGGUGAGCUCCCGUUGCUCAGUCCCUGCUCCUGUCAACCUAGCAGUUCGAAAGCACGUCAAAGUGCAAGUAGAUACAUAGGUACCGCUCCGGUGGGAAGGUAAAUGGCGUUUCCGUGCGCUGCUCUGGUUCGCCAGAAGCGGCUUAGUCAUGUUGGCCACAUGACCCGGAAAAACUGUCUGUGGACAAACGCCGGCUCCCUCGGCCUGUAAAGCUCCGCAACCCAUGUCAACCCUGACAUGCUGGCUAUGCCAUUGGCUAGUGACAGAGGAGUCAAAUAUCUGGAGUGCCACAAGGUCCAUGCAGACUGCCAUUGGUGCUUCACACCCUACCUGUGUAUUCCCAGUAGUCAGAGACAUAAUUUAUAAGAAAAGCUUGACUUAGAGCCACCAUGUAUCAGUUACAUGGGCCUUGGAAAAUUAGCACUCCUGGAGAGCGAAGACUAUAAAUUAGUUGACCUGUGGAAUAACUCUGUUUAACUGGUACAGUGCUACCCAUCUCAUCCCUGCCCUGCCUUUUCUACAAUAAAACCCCCCAUUAGAUGAAGGCCCAGACUGUAGUGCUUGCUGCACACACAGAGGCAAUUUUUCACAAAAUGUGAACAGGAAAUACGUCUUUUGCAAAACUUUGAACACAUGGCAGGCACUCACAGAAAAGCUGAAAGUGCCUGUUUGGAGUGCAUCUCUCCCGUACAAAAUGCUGUUACUAAAGCACCAGUGUACAGGCAUCAGAUUGAAAAGCAAAUGUCAUGAGAGUCUGAGUGGUGUUAGUUCAAGAAUUGGGCAGUGGUGCUGCAAAGGAGAAGGGGAAAUAGAAGUGAUGGGAUGGAGAUAGGAGGCCCCUGGCAUGUUAGAUGAUGUGAAAUGUGCCGGAGGGUUGGACUAGUGGGUGUAUGUAGCAGGGAAGUGAAGCAGAACUCCUAUUGAUCAAUCAGUGAUCAAUCAAUGCCUGAAUAACUGUUCUGACUACUAUUUGCUAUUGCUAUCUUGCAGAGAAAGACGAACAAAUGGGGCUCAACAAUUAUUGAAUACAGAACAAACAAGCCAUCUCGCUUGCCCAUCCUUGACAUUGCACCUUUGGACAUUGGUGGCCCUGAUCAAGAAUUCAGUAUCGACAUUGGCCCAGUCUGUUUCAAAUGA
Messenger RNA from Podarcis lilfordi (Lilford's wall lizard), 65177 nucleotides. The record is from the annotation of a GenBank genome assembly. Lineage: Eukaryota; Metazoa; Chordata; Lepidosauria; Squamata; Lacertidae.